GUCGCGCGGGAGGAACGGGCUGAGGAGAGGGCUUGUUGGCGGUGGCCUCUUUCGUUGAGAGAGCCAUGGAUUCGCGCGGCGAGCGCCCCGUCCCUUUGCCUCGGGCCGCGGCCAAGGUAGCGUUCGUGGGAGAGUGUUUUGCUUCUUGCCAGGAGUCGGUGGAGCAGGCGGCGGCGUCGCUUUCAGUGACACAAAAGCUGUGACGUUACCCGCCAUCCUUCAGGCGGCCCGCUCGUCUGAACGAUGGACACGUGUCAAGAGGCAGUCCAGCCCCUGCGCAUGGGCUCACAAUCUAAUAAGCACGAUAUAAAAAGGAAAAUGAAUGGAAAGGGAAAAGGAAAGCAAGCUGCACCUUCACUGGCAACAAGGGUUACAUAGGACUCCCUUCUUUCUGUCAGGUGCUUCCUCAGAUGCAGGGAAUUGGCAUCAUUAUUAUCUCUCUAUUUAUACCCCGACCUUUCCCCCCGACAGUGAAUGCAGCCUCCAUGGGGCCCUAGGUUUCCUGGCCAAUGGCAGAGAUCAGGGGGUGGCUCCCCUCAGCUCUGUGGUGCCAAACAGAGGCAGCAGCAUGUGAAGAGAAGCAUUCUCUCUGGCGGGUUUUCUUGAAUUUCUGAAGCAAGUCAGGUAUGGAUGGAGUGCUAAACUCAAUAGGAAGGGAGGCUCCCUUUAGCUUAAAAAAUUAUAAAUUACCUCCUUUUGUCUUCUAUAUGGUGAUCUUUGCAUCUUUGUGUCCUCUGGUUGCUUCCCCUUCCCCCAAACAAAGUUCAAAGUCAAGAUUUGCUAUGUAUGUUUGUUUGUUAUGUAUUGUUUGAGAAAAUUUCAGUAACGAAAUCUUUUUUUUAAAAUGAAAAAGGUACACCCUCCCCCGCAAAUGACAUGUAGCACCCAGCACACACUCAAAUUAUGGCUGUUGUUCAUUGUUAAGCAACAAGGCUAAGAGGUGAGCCAAACGAACAUGACAAAUAAAUCUGAGUUGUUCUGGAACCUGCUGUAGGCUAUAUAAUGGUGUGUGUAUUCAUAUAAUAUUUUCAUUAGAAUAAAAAUGAAAACCCAAUUUAGAAAGUUAACUCACUUUUAAUUCCUAGAUACUCCCUGCUGGCUUCCAGUGCAGAGUUAAACUUGCUGUGCCAGAAAUAAGUCCUUUUAAGUUCAAUGGGGCUUACUAACUAGUAAGUUGAAAAUAGGGCAGCAAGUGCAAAUGAUAGGAGUGCUUCAUUCAAGCUAAAAACAAAACAAAAAGAGGGUUUCAACUUCAACCGGUUUGCUUGGCACAGAUAUAGUUCCUUCCAGAGAACAGACCCAGUGGCCUGGGGUUGUGCAUCCUGAGUGCUUUUGUGCUACGUAGGAGAAGAUUAUCAAAUAGCAGAAGGUAGAUUAUGUAGGAUUUGGUCCCCAGAGAAUGUGGCUGCUGUUCAAAGUUGCUUCUGUCACACCAGCAAUGCAAGGUUUGCACUAGUCUGCAUUCUGUUUGAACUGUGUAUCUUGAUGCCCGUAUUUCUCAGUUGAUACUCCUGCUUUUUGGUCACAAAAAUUGGAAAGGAGAAGCAGGUUUGUGGUUCCACGGGCAAUACUAAAACUGCUUAGUGUUGCUUCUCAAGGACCAUCGUUCAGUGGUAGAGCACACACUUUUAAGAACAUAGCAGCCUUAUACUGACUCAGACCAUUGUUCUUCUAGCUUGGCAGGGUUUCAGGCAGGAGUCGAACAGCUCUUACUGUCAGGAAGUUCUUCCUAAUGUUUAGGUGGAAUCUUCUUUCUUGUAGUUUGGAUCCAUUGCUCCGUGUCCGCUUCUCUGGAGCAGCAGAAAAUAACCUUUCUCCCUCCUCUAUGUGACAUCCUUUUAUAUAUUUGAACAUGGCUAUCAUAUCACCCCUUAACCUCCUCUUCUCCAGGCUAAACAUGCCCAGCUCCCUUAGCCGUUCCUCAUAAGGCAUCGUUUCCAGGCCUUUGACCAUUUUGGUUGCCCUCCUCUGGACACGUUCCAGUUUGUCAGUGUCCUUCUUGAACUGUGGUGCCCAGAACUGGACACAGUACUCCAGGUGAGGUCUGACCAGAGCAGAAUACAGUGGCACUAUUACUUCCCUUGAUCUAGAUGCUAUACUCCUAUUGAUGCAGCCCAGAAUUGCAUUGGCUUUUUUAGCUGCCGCGUCACACUGUUGGCUCAUGUCAAGUUUGUGGUCAACCAAGACUCCUAGAUCCUUUUCACAUGUACUGCUCUCAAGCCAGGUGUCCCCAUCUUGUAUUUGUGCCUCUCAUUUUUUUGCCCAAGUGCAAUACUUUACAUUUCUCCCUGUUAAAAUUCAUCUUGUUUGUUUUGGCCCAGUUCUCUAAUCUGUCAAGGUCGUUUUGAAGUGUGAUUCUGUCCUCUGGGGUGUUAGCCACCCCUCCCAGUUUGGUGUCAUCUGCAAAUUUGAUCAGGAUGCCCUUGUCUUUCCCAGUUUUACCUGGAGAUGCAGGAGAUAGAAUCUGGGUUGUUUUGGUUGCCGUUUUCUGAACCUUUUCCAACUUCACGUUAUACUUUCUGAGGUGAUGUUACUAGAUUGUACAUACCAUUCCAAAUGCAGCCGCACCAAAUCUAUGGUGAGGCUGCGUUACAAUUCUAGUUGCAUCAUUGUCCUAGGUUAGGAUAAUAUGGCUUGGUUGGUUCAGGCUCAUCCAGUGAGCUUUGUGGCUGAAGUCCAGCAUUCUAGCCACUCACUUUGGAAAGAGAAAUAUUGAAGAGUGGGAUAAAGCUCUUUUAAUAAAAAAUGAGAAAUAAAAUGCAUUAAUAAAAAACUGAGGCUUGCAUUCAUAUUCCUAUUUUAAAAUCCUGUUGAAGGUAUAUUUGGCAAUGCAGUUUCUAUUUGAUUGGUGAAAUAUAGAAAGUAGUUUGAUCAAUUCAGUGGUUUUGGGCACAGUGUAAAUGCAUUUUUUCUGGUGCUACAGUAGGUCAACUUAGAGCUGUUUUUUCUGGCCCAGCUGUCUGAUACAUUGAGCCAAUUUUUUUGUAUUUUCUAGCAUUGAAAUGAGAACUACUUCUGCCUUGUUAUUUAAUAAAAUCCUCAAAAUAGCUUUGUGUAUAUAACUUGCAGGUGUCGGGCAGUAACACAAAUUGUGUACAUAACCUUAAUUCAGAAAAAAUAUAACAUUGAAACACACUUUGGAAGCUAUUUAAAAGAAUGGCAUGAUUCCGAUAACAGACAAGAUACACUUUACCAUACUGUUUUCUAUUCUUGUAAAAACAAAAAUGAAAAUAAAACUGACAGUAUCAUAACGUGACUAUACAAAUCUAUGCUGUGACCACAUUUGAAAUAAUAUGUACAAUUCUGGUUACCACACCUCAAUAUUGUAGAUAUCGGGAAAGGUUCAGAAAAGGGCAAGCAAAAUGCUCAAGGAGAUGGAGAUAAAAUACAGUGGUACCUUGGUCUACGUACAAUGAAUGAUUCUGACAACAAACUUCACAAAACUGGAAGUAGGCAUUCCGGUUAGCUAAUUUUGCCCCGGAAGAUGAGCAGAAGCGGAACACUGGUGGCGGGAGGCCUCAGUAAGGAAAGCGCACGCCUCGGUUUAAGAACUGACCUCCGAAACAGAUGAAGUUCGUAAACAUAGAUAUCACUGUAAAGUACUUCUUCAUACAGUGUAAGACAAUCCUUGUUUUUCACGGGGGUUCUAUUUUGGAGCCCCGUGUAUGUCAACAGAGCAUGUAUGCCUGCUCUGCCCUGUUCCAUUCCUUUUCAUGACAUCUUUGAUGUUUUGGGGCUACUUCUGGGUUCGGUGUAGUUGCGCAUCAUUCAGACACGCCUAAAUCAGGAGUUGCCUCUGUAGUUAAACUAUGGAACUCACGCAGGAGGCAGUAAUGACCACAAACUUUGAUGGCUGUAAAAGAGGAUUACACUAAUUCAUGGAGGACAACCUACUAGCUACGAUGGCUAUGUUCUACCUCCACUGCCAUUCUGCCUCUAAAUACCAGUUGCUGGAAAUUGUAAACGGGGCAGAAUGCUGUUGUGUUCACGUCCAGCUUCCAGGCUUCACACAGGCAUCUGGUUGGCCACUGUGUGAACAGGAUGCUGGACAAGGUGAGCCAUUGGUUUGAUUCAGUAGACUCAUUUUUUAUGUUUAUUGAUUGGCGCAUGGUGCUAAUAACACCAAGGUUGCACAUUCGAUCCCCGUAAGGGAUAGUUGCGUAUUUCUGCAGUGCAGGGGGCUGGAGUAGAUGAUCCUCAGGACCUCUUCAACUCUACAAUUCUUAUGAUAUUCCUGUGAUUUGGAUGGCUGAGAAGACUGAGCUUGAGGCACCGCUGGUCUACACUAGAAUGACAGUUCUUUGUUAACAAAUUAGGUAUCAGUUUUUACACAGGUUGGGCCAGGAACUACUUUCUGGUCUACCCAUGAAAUGCAGAGAAAAACACGUUCAUAUUUAAAAUGCAUAGUUAGUAUUAAAUGUAUAUGAGAAUUAGUCCAGAGAAGACAAGAUAGAUUAAUUGUUCCAUAAUCAGGCUUCUGUUGACUUACAGCUUUGCAUCUUCUUAUAAAUUCUUACUAUUUAGUAAGUAUAGCAAGUUGCUAGGCUGCAGUGGAACAGUAGCAUUUUUUAUGAGUUGAAUGGAUACAGAUGCCAAGGACUGUAGCCUAGACUUAUGUAAGCUGCAAAACUUGGCAUGAGCACCAAAGAUGAUUUAUAACCUUGUUAUUGAAAGUGGCAUCCAUAACUGAUAUAAAUCAGUUUCUACAGGUUUAGAAAUAUUUAGUCAGCUUGAUAUUUAAUCACACUAAAACUUGAGUGUUUUGACAAUCUGGUUCUGUGAACCUAGGCAAAUUUUAUUCAUAGUAUAGUUAUCUUUUCAUUUAGCUUACUGAGAAUAAGCAUUUCAAUCAUUAGUGUACAGCUGUCAAUAAAAAUCUAAAUAUGCAAGGUAAUGAAUUUAUUUUACUAAAGUACCGUGAACAGAUAUAUCCACAGUUCAGCCAGUAAGGGCACAUUUAAACAUCUUGGAUUCAGGCCACUGAAUAACAUUUCUGUGUUGAUGUCUCAUGUAGCCUGCCAGAAGGCCUUGAACCUGUGGCACAAUCACUGCCAGAGGGCUGCUGUCCUGCUUUUCCUCACAUGAGACUUUAAAAAUAAAUAAAUUCUAAGGUGCUGAGCAUCUGCAGUCUCUGUGUGAGUGGCUUAAAACUCAUUUCAUAGGUGAAGUGGUAAUUAACUUUUGUGUAACUUCUCCAGUGCACAAUAUGCGGUAUACCUUAUUUGUACAGGAAAUAUAUUGCGUUAUCAAAGUCAGAUGGUUUGUCAACGUCAGAAUACCCUUAGCCAACUAAUGUGAUACCAGAUGGCAAAAAUUGUAGUAGGAAAAUUUCCUGAACCAUGAUCAAAAGUAUGCUGAAUUCAUGUCUAGAAAAAUUACUGUAAACUGCCUCUCUCCCUUCUCUACUGUGGAUUUCUUCCAUUAGUGAUACAAAGUAUUGGAUACCUUUUGAUAUAUUUUUGAAGAGGUGACUUGAUGGCCAGUAUUCCAGUAUUUAUAAUCUGGGCAUAUGCUUUUUUCAUUGACUGGAAAUUAUGGCAAAUUAAGUUCUAAAAGCUCUUUGAAUUGAUGAUAAGUGAUAGAAUCUCGAGGUCUUAUGGGGCAAAUAUAUAAAUGAUUAUUAAAUCUGUCAAACCAAUCUUCUGCUUCUGUGGAGAAAUGGAUAAGAUUCUUAGGUUACUACUACUACUAAUUAAUUUUUGGACCACACCUAUCUGACUAGCUUUCCCCAGCCACUCUGGGUGGCUUCCAUCAAAUUAUAAAACCACAGUAAAACAUAAAACAUAUUGAAUGGUGUUUGUGUUUUUGUUGUUACACUUUUAUCUUAAACUGCUCAGAAAUGUUAUUAUAUUAAGAAGUAUAUUUAAAAAUAAAUAAUAAAUACUGUACAGUAAAGUAUUUUGGAGUUCCCUGUUACAGUAAAAAGAAAGGAGCUGAGAAGGUUACACAAUUUUCCCUUGCAAAAUAUUCCUCUAGAGGGCAGCACUUCACUCUUGAAGAUUCUACUGAAGGAUUCGAAAAGCAUAACCUAAGAAAUCCUGUCUGACUUCUGUAUGCAGAUAGAGAAAAUAUAUUAAAUGCAGUGUUAAUGACUGAAAGAUACGAAAUGCUGUAAUGCUAUGCUGCUUUCAAAAAACAAAGCAAAACCUGGAAUGAGAAGCUAGAAUUUAUUAGUGACCCCAGGUCUGAAAGUGUGUUGCUUCAAAAAAUGGUUGGUUUAUCCUUGUUCAGACACCAUCAUAAAGAUGGUGCCCUCUAAGCCCCCUUAACUCAGUUACCCGGGAUUGGGGCCAUGCCACUUGUCCUGGUCCUAUUGCUGGGUGUGCCACUGGCUUCACCUGGAUGUGAACAUGACAGGGCAAGAAACAGCACAGAUUAAACCUAUGUGUGAGAAAUCAUGCAGAUUAUUCUUGAUGUGAUACAGUAUAUUAUACACAAAUUUCUGUAUUCAUGUAACUUUUCCUUAUGGUUUCAACAAAGCAAAAAGUGAGUAUUGCAUUAUUUGACCCUCUGUGUUUUAAGGUCCUAUAAUAAAAUAAUUUCUGCUUAGCAGUAAGGGCUUUGUGAUUAGGAACCACAGUUACUUGUGUAUUGCCAGAACAGCCUUUGCCAAGAUGGUGCCCUCUAGAUGUUUUGGAAUGCAACCCGCCUUAGCUACUGCCAGCUCCAUUUAAGGAUAAUAAAAAAACUGAGAUAGGUACAAUCACAUUUCACAGCUGGACAGCAGGAGAGGGAAACUGCUGAUGAAUUAUGUUGCCGCUGCAAUUUUCUGUUAUUGUGUUGACUGCAGAGACAACAUGUUCUCCUUUUCUUUAUGCCAGCAGUGGUAGGCCUGGUUCUGAGGCCGCCUCUCUUUGACAUCCAAAGUGAACUGGUUUUGGCUGCAGUCACAUGUCAUGGUAAGUGAAGGUUGCUAGCUUACCUUGAAUGCACAUGUUGCUCUCCCUUCACUUCUCUCUGCUAGUGAGUGGGAGCAUCAGACCAUCAUCCUUGGCUUACCUUUGCAUUUGAAAUCGAGAGCAUCAUUUAUUUCACUCUGGCCAAACCACAAUCUGAAGCCAAUUAGAACACACCCUGAAUGUCGGACCAUACUUUGCAGGUUUGGAUAGUGUUGGCGUAUGGUACCUCGUAGAGUUGUAGAGUUGGAAGGGAUCCUGAGAGUCAUCUAGUCCAACCCCUGCAAUGCAGGAAUCCUGCCCACAGCUGUCCGUGGGUGGGCUUGAAUCACCAACCUUCUGAUUAACAUCUGGACGUGCAGACCCACUGCGCCACCAAAGGGUAUCUUUCUUUGAAUUGUACUUAUACGACACAAAGCAUUGUGGCAGGUAGAAUGCUUUAUUCCUUAUUAAAUGUUUUUCUUCCUUCCACAUGUUGUUCAGCUCUUAAUAAUAUGUGUGGAGAUUCUUAAAUGUUUUGAUAUACAGUAUUUGACUAACGACAUAUUGGACAGUUAGAAUCAUGUUCAAGCUUCUACCUCUUGUUUAGUCACAAUGUUAAUAACUUGCCAUUCAAACUGUUUCUGGUGCUACCCUUCUAUUAAAGUCUUGUCUUUGCUAAUGAGCUUUUUAUAAAUGUUCUUUAAAAACUGAGUUUGUUAUGAUGUUCAGGGAAGUUGCCACAUGCUUUCAUAUUAUAAAUACUGUUAAAAGGACAAAGAUUUCAGACAAUUAUCUGUAUUCCACAAAUUUCCUAGUUUUGUUUUAAAUAAGUCUACCAAAUAAUGUGGUCUAUCAGAUUUAGUCCCGAGUUCAGAUGCACAAGAGAAAAAACAAAGACCAGCACCCUUUCCUAUAGCAGGCAUUUUCCUGUUCAUUGCCAAGUGUACGGUUCACUGUUCGGUCACUGAUGUCUGUCAUUUUAGCACAUUUAAAGCAGUUCUCAGUGCCAUUCUUGUUCACAGAAGCUUAUUUGGGUGCUUCAGACAUUGCCUAGCUCAUUAUUCCCUGUGGAAGGUUAAGGCCUUUUCUGUCAGACCGGAACUAUUCACUAAUUAGAGACCUUCGUUUGACACUGAAUGUGUCAUGCCUGCAAGCCUUCCUACUGGGAUCAAUGGCAUUUGUGUUCACUACCAUAAGUGUACAAUAGAUGCAGACCUCAGUGAAAAACUACCUACAUAGCUUAUGGAAAUGAAUAUGCGCCCUUAUAAAAUGGAGGCAUUCUCAUAACGAGCGAAAUAAAAUAAAAUGCAACAGUUGAUCAAGAUUCUUGCAGGGCAUGUCACUAGGCAAUCUGAAUUAUUUUCUGUAUUCAAGUUUGUAAUCUUCUGUUUUCCUGAUCUCCUUUAAAUUCUCCAUGUCUUAGAUCACUGUGCCAAUGUCAGAUUGGUUUGUGCUACUUGCUAAAGCGUGUCAGCAUCUGAACAAUACUGAAUGCUUUGUCCUUUCUUUACACGGAUAAUAACUGUUCCUCAGACUCCAGUUCUCAAAAUUCAAAUUAAAUCUCCCUAAGCUGGUUAACUUGCUAGUGAAGAUUUGAGUCUUUCCUGAUUAUUUUGCCCUGAGAAGUAAACACUUUCAUCCCUCCCUUUAACCUCCCUGUAACUAGGAAGAGCCAGGAGCUUCAGACUCUGUAGCUGCCUGUAUAAGGAGAUGACUGUUCUCUCAGAGACUGAAACAGCUGGUACCAACUUUGAAGACCAGCAGCUAAAACAGUCAUACAAGCAGCUUAAGAUCUCAGAUGCUUUAUUCCAAGCUCUCCCCUGCUCUCCCCAUGAGCCUUUAUAAAUUGCUACUGCUUUUUAAUAGACAUUUAUUAUUGUAUUGUUAUGUAUCAGUUUUCAUUUAUUGUUCUUCGUCUUGAAGACUAAUUGCCAUUCAGAAAGGUGGGAUAUGAAUAUUGCAAAUAAAGUUUGUUGAAUUUGUUUAAAUAACUUGUUUUUAUCCUGUAUUUUAUUCUGUGAACCGUCUUGAGAUCUUACGGUGAAGGGCGGUAUAGAAAUCAAAUAAACAAGCAAACAAACAAACAAACAAACAAACAUAAAUAAAUAAAUAAAAUAAAUAAGUUUAUAUCCAACAAGGAGCUCAGGGUGGCAAACAACAAGCAAUAAUAAAACAACAAAAGCUUCUUAAAAACAAUACCAAUACAGAUGGGGGACUAUCAACUUAAAAGUUGUGUUGGAAGAAAAAGGGCUUUAGUAGGCACCAAAAAGAUAACCAAUAACACUUGUCUAGUAUUUAAGGGGAGGAGAUUCCAACAGAUAGAUGCUAAAGGCCUGAUUCCUAUAUUGUGUGGAGCAUGAGGCCGUUUACCUGCAGAGUGCAGUGAUAUAUAGGGGUGAGACAGUCUUUGAGGUGUCCUGGUCCCAAGCUGUAUAGGCCUUUAUACACCAAGACCAGCAUCUUGAACCUAGCCAUGUAGAUAAUAGGUAAAUGACUUUAGAGAAAUGCUCUACAGCAGGUCCAGAGAGAUGUGCCAUAGCCCCAGUGCUCCGUGCUCUAGUCACGUCCUGAUUAGACUACUGUAAUGCACUGUAUGUGGGGCUACCUUUAAAGCUAGGUUGGAAACUUCAGCUGGUCCAGAGUACAUCUGCCACAGCCCUGUUGUAUCGGCUCCAAUGGUUUCUGGUUCAUUUCCACAGCCAGUUUAGAGUAACAUUUAAGGCCCUAAACAUUGGGUUCAAGCUGUUUGUUGGACUUCCUGCAUGUUUACCAUCCUGUUUGCAUGCUGAGAUCUGCAUUGGGACCCCCUCCUGGUGUGUCCAUCCCCUAGGCCAGUGAGGCUGGUGGCCACAAGGAAGAGGGCUUUUUCCGAGGUGGCCCCAUGGCUUAAGAACUUCCUUGUAUCAGACCUGCAACUAGCUUUCAUUUUUCAGGGAUUCUGGAAAGCUUAAAGACCUGUACUGUAUUUUCCAACAGGCCUUCAAUGAAUCAUGGUUAAUUGUUUGUAAUCUUUUUCUGUUUGUAGGUAAUAAUAAUUGAUUGUGGCUAUUUUCUAAUUAUGUUUUAUUGGCUUUUCUGAUUUUCUCUGGUAAUUGGGUGCUUUCUUUUUUUCUUUUGCUGUGUCACUUUUUCCUUCAUGUUGUUUAUUACAAUUUCAAACCAUUUUGGAAGGGCAUCCUCCAGAAAAGCAUCCUAGGAAUACCUUAAAAUAAAAAAAGCAAUUAUCCAUCUUCUGAUUGAGGAGCCUUCUAUGUUUUUGAGGGAUCCAGUUUCAAAACCACUACUUUAGGGACAUAAAAGGAGAAUUAAAUGAUACUUUGUCAAUCUGUAAUAGAUGAAUGCACAUCCAUAGGCUUUCUCACUCCUUUUUUCUGAUCUUGUUAGAAGAGAUUAUUCUCAUUAUUCUCAGUUUUCCUAUCACCGUGGAUGUGGCUACGGCUUGUCUGCUUAGGAAAUUGUAGAAUGAUGUUAACAAAAGAACUCAGUGCAAGGAUGGGAUGAGCAUAAUAUUCUUCAUAUUGAAGAAACCGUAAUGCAUUUAUGCUGGUGGGGCUCAUUAGUAAAAUUAUUUAGCACAAUGGUUAAUCCAGCCCUGCUCACUGUAGCUGGUAAUCCUUCAUCGCUGCAGCACAGAGCUAAGUAUGGCUCAGUCAUUGUUUCAGAUAAAUGUUUAUCAGGAUUCUUUCACUGAUCUAAGCAGAAGAUUAUUACAUACAGACAGAAUAACUAGCCUGCAUUUUAAAACUGAUAUGAUGUGUGCAUAUUAAGGUUUACUGUACAGAUUUUUCAAGAAUUGUAGCAAAAAAGAAAUGGAGACACAAGUCAUUUUAAAGAAAACCCUUAUUAAUUUUAGGAGUACAAUUGCUUGAAAGUGCUCCCUACACAGUUUUGUCUAACGUUGCCUACUUUUGUCGAUGUCUGUGUUUGUGAAGUCCAGUUUUUGUUUUUUUAAACCAUUAAAAUGUGGCUGUGUUUAUUUUAAAGGUUGGAAGGCCCAUGGCCAAGCUCCCUGCAGGCAGCCUCACGUUUCAGGGUUCAGCAUGUCAAGAUAAUUCACUGUUGAGAGGGGACAAACAGAACAAUGAACUUCACACUCCUCUUAUGAACAGGAGUGAGCAAAAGGUAAAAGGAAAAAAAAAGGUUGUAUUUGUAUACAGUUGUUUGCAUAAAAAAGCAAACAUUGAUAUUUUAGCAAAGUAGUAUUUUCAGAUGAGUUGCGUUUCAGCUGGGUUCUUAAAACAUAGGGUGAGAUCCUACUAGGAGUACUUAGAUUAGACCCAUUGAAAUGAAUGGUUACUUAAAUCUAUUUAUUUCAACAGGUCUGCUUUGAGGAUUAGAUGUCACCCAUAAUAUUAUGGGAUUGCAGAGAUAUUUGGUGUGCAUGGAAGGAGAUCCAAGUGUAGAUGUUAUAAAUUAUUAGGAUUAGGGCAACAGUUAAUUAUACUUCUUUUCCAAGUCUUCUCCCUGCAAGAACUUAAUACAUGAAUUGUUCUCUGAGAACCCAGAUUUGUAUCUGCUUUAUAAGGUAUUAUCAUUGACAUUAAAGUAACACUGAGGUCUUCAACAAAUCUUUUUAGAUGGUGCUUUAUGGUGUUAUUUUUUAUUUCACCAUAUAUGCCAUAUUUCUCCAGUUUGUGGCUCACCCUUCAUCUUUUAUUUCCUCCUAUUGGAUGAAAUCCAAUGGUAUCUGUAGUGUACAAGUAGAAUGGAUUUCUGUACUGCAAUGGGAAUUCCCUUCUUCCUGCAUUCUUCCUCUGGAACAGAUUUGUAUGGGUGCAGGGAGGAGACAGCAAUUUUUGUUGCAUGAGGGGAAGUUGGAAUACAUGAUGUUGAACUUUGAUGAUUAAGUUUAAACUUAUUUUAUAUAAAUCUUUCCCUUUGGGAUGAAAUAAUGGUCUUUAUAAACUGUUAACACAUGCUUGUGAUAAUAGUUAUUUGUGAUGCAGUCAUGAUUACAUUUAUAUAGCUUUGAAAUCUUAGUUUACAAUACUAGUUGAAAUAAUUUUUUUGGGUGUAAAACGUUUCUAUUUAUACGUGACAAAUGUUUAUAUAUAAAUGAAUAUAAACCACUGUUUGUGUAACUUAAAAAUACUAUUUACAAAUCCUAAUAGUAUAUUUAACCAUAGUAUUUUUUAUUUCUUCUUAGAAACUGCAAGAGGAAAAUCUAAGAUUAAAGUAUGAAUUAGAAGAUUUAAGGUACUGAAAGAAAUUGAUAACAAAGCCCUAGAUUUAUGAAAACAGCUUUUGUUUUAUCUGUGAGGUCAUGUAUUGAAAGCUAAGGAUGACAAAAUUAUGGCAGAGGAUACUGAGAAAUUUAUAGAAGGAAAAUUAGUUAUUCAGUUCUUGUGUGAGCCCAUAAUGUUAGAAAUCGGUUUGAAUCUCCCUGAUCUAUGAUUUAUAUAGCUGCUCAUUUCUUUGCCAGCAUGUAUUGAGGACAAAAGUAGUUAGUAUUUGUGUAUUCAGAGUUGCUUCCCGCAUGGAGGUGGUGAGAAAUGAACGGAUACUUCAGAAACAUUUAAGGCUUUUCAAGGCAAUAAGUUAUUUGUAGUACAAUAAAACAGAUAGAAGGCAAUUUUCAGAAAAAUAACAGGGUUUUGGAAUAAUUGGCUAAAAGCAGGAGACAAAAAGAAAUCUCUUUUCUGCAUUUAACAUCAUUUCCAGUUGUUCCAAUAAAUUGUACUUAUUAAAUAUCAAUGUAGAAUUAUGCGUUUGUUUGAUGUUCUUUAUAAGGAAAUACAUUUUAUUUCUUAGAAGCCAAUAUGAGCAGCUCAUAAAGGAAGGGAAGAACGAAUGCUUUGAGGAAAGACGUGUUAAUUUUCUGAAGGCUCAAGUACUACAGCUAGAAAGGCAGGUAAAGUGGUAUACAAAAUUCACCUCAGUACUUUUUGAAAGUUAUCAGCAUAUAUAUAUGAGACUGUGAAAAGGGCUUCCCCCCCCUUCAAAAACAGGUGUUCAGAUUUCCUGGAGCUGUGUGUGUGUUUCACUUCAUGUACUUUUCCCUGACCUACCAACAUACGUUAAUAAUUUGAUUGAGGGUUUGGUUGGUAGUGGGAUGAGAGAGGGAGUAGUUGAGAGUUUCUUAACUUUUUGUAAAAUACACCUUGUUAAAAUGUAUGUUAGAAAGUAAGUAUAAAGCUCUAAUUGAGGGGAGUGCACAUUUUAAAGGGGCAUUUGGGUCAAAUGCACGAACUUAAAAGGUUUGCAUGCAGUGCAGGCAUGAGAUUAAAAGGAGGGUAUGUAAACAGGACCCACCAUUAAGGAAGUUCAAGUGGAGUUGCAUAGGAAUUGAUUAAAGAAGGCAGAGAUGUAUGUGCCUGCAUAACAAUUCUGUUCCAAUAUUGACAGUUGUAGGGGAAAAUCCCCCGUAUUUGAGGAUACCCAUCUUUGGGUCCUUGUCCACAUGGUUUCCCUCUGCUAGGGGUGUGCUGUAAUCUGGGCGAUUAUCGUUUUGCAUGGAACAUUUCAUUAGUUCACUUGAUUUGUUUCUAGACCCAGACCCAGACAUUAUGGAGAUUUCAGCCCGAAAUAGAUACCAGGGUGCCUGCAUAGAAGGUUCAGUAUCUAGAAUUGGGCAGAGUAGACCAGAAGGUUAUAUGAAGCAUUGAACACAAAAAGCCGAACCCAAAGAAACAAAGUGAAAAAAGACACAUAAAUCACCAAGGGCAAAAACAGAGAUAGCACAGGCACACAGUUGCAGAUAUUCCUCCACUCUCCCAUUGUACAGUCAACACACACCUUCCAUUUAAAUAUCAUUUUUCUUUUGCCAAAUGUCACCGUAGUGCGUAACUUCAAUUUUUUUUUAAAAGUAAGAUUUUAACAAAGAAGAAAGAGAAACUGAGGUGAUUUUAGGAAUAAUUUUGUAUAUGACUUCUUCCACAGGUGCUGCUGCUUACAGAAGGAUUAAGUUCUCGAGCUGCUCUUAUGUUGCAGUCAAACAAUUCUUUAGAAGCACUUAUUGACAAGCUUAGGUAAGCAGUAGAGAGACAUUUGAUAUUGUGAAUGAAAUUGAUCCACAAGGAGAUAACCUGAAUAAAAUGGUGACCAGCAUCUGUGUUGUGUUGAGGAUUAGAGGAUUAUGGGGUCCUGUUUUUUUUUUAUAUAUAAAAAAGUAAACUUACGUAUCAUUCUUGAAAGCUACCAAAAAUACUCAGAGAAAUUAUAUCUCUUACUGCACAGAUCCUUAAACUUGUGUCAAAAGUGACCCACAGAAUUGAGGUACAUGGUUACCAUUCCUUCAGUGUUUUGAUGACAAUUGAGUGCUUAUCCUACCCUCCUGCCCCAGUUUCCCUUUUCCCUUUCUUAAUAUUUCCCCCCUUUGCUAAAAGUCUGGGAAUGAAUGGGGCUUACUGAGGGAAAAGUGGGACUGGGAGGUCCGGUCUACUAAAUGGUCAGCAUGCAAAAUAAGGAGUACAGGGUGGGGAUGAAUGGAGAAAACAAUGAUCUAUGAAUAAGAACUUAAAUGUGGGUUGUCAGGUUUCAUUACUGCAAAUCCUAAAAUGAUAUGUAGUAAAAACCUUUUGUAAUAAAUGGGACAAUUUAUUCAGUUUUGCUUGUUCUUUGGAUGGCUGAGAGGCUUGCCAUUUAAGCACAACUCACGUAUUUGAUUUCUGUGAGCAUUAUCUGACAAAGGUAUGAGUGAAAGGAGAACAAUGCACACAAUGGGAAUUAUUUGAAGCUUCUACUCUAUUUUUUAUAUUUUUGAAUAUAGUCUGAGAGUAAACCUUUGGCUGCAGGAAAUUCCAGAUCCUGAGCCCACUUGCUGAGAAGGCUCUGUCUUGUGCCCUCAUUCACCUAUGUUUUAAGGGAAAGGGGGUGCAGAGAAGGGCUUUGAUGGACACGAGCAGGCAGGUUCAUAUUGGCGAAGGUGGUCCUUAAGUUACCAAGAUCCCUAGCUUUUUAGAGCUGUUUCAUUACGCUGCAUUAAAAAAUUAAUUGGAGAGGGGAGACAAAAGAAGAAAAUGAGUUUCAGGUGUGUUGCAGGGUGUUGUGUUUAAAAAUAAAUAACUGGUGAAUAAUUUUCUUAGUGUAUUUCAUGUUUCCAAAACUUGUUUUGCUGCAGUUAUAAAAAAAAGAAACAUUAAUAAUAACAGCAACAAAAACAUCAUUCUGAAAUGCAGGAAGUGAGGAUUGGGAUGCCAAGGACUGUAUUUUCUUGGUGCACUGUAGUUUUUUAAAUCUCCUAUUGCUCCCUUAAAAGCUGCACUUGAGGUUUAGGGGGUGGGAAUCCUCCAGAUUAAUUUACUAUGCAGUAAAUUAUUUCAUUUCUUGUGUUGGUAUUUGUGUGUGUGAGGUGGGGUGAACGCAGUCUAUUGGUGGUGGUAAAUUGCUGCCUCUCCUAGUUGUGUGUAGAAGUACUGCCCACAUCUCUUUGCAUAUUGGCCAAGGGAACUAUUCUUCAAGAUACUGGGGAAUUUUUAUUUCUGAUUAGUAUAGGUAUGCUAGCAUAUAGUGGUAAAAUAUGCUUGGCACUAAAGGAAAAUACAUUUCUUAACUAUUGCAAAGGCUCCAGGAGAUAACUUAAAUAGCAGUGAGGUAUGUUUUGAAAAGGGACGCGGGUGGCGCUGUGGGUUAAACCACAGAGCCUGGGACUUGCCGAUCACAAGGUCGGCGGUUCGAAUCCCCGCGACGGGGUGAGCUCCCGUUGCUAGGUCCCUGCUCCUGCCAACCUAGCAGUUCGAAAGCACGUCAAAGUGCAAGUAGAUAAAUAGGUACCGCUCCGGUGGGAAGGUAAACGGCGUUUCCGUGCACUGUUUUGGUUCUCCAGAAGUGGCUUAGUCAUGCUGGCCACAUGACCCAGAAGCUGUACGCCGGCUCCCUCGGCCAAUAAAGCGAGGUGAGUGCCGCAACCCCAGAGUCGGCCACGACUGGACCUAAUGGUCAGGCGUCCCUUUACCUUUAUGUUUUGAAAGCAUGCUUUCAUAAUUGGUAUUCAAGUUAACUUAAAACACUGAUUAUAUAAAUGUGCUCUUUGAAUUCUUUGUUAGUGCCUAUUUCACUUGCAAAAUAAGCACUAUUAUAAAAAGCAUGCAAAUAAUGAAAACAAUCUGUGUUUUUCUUUACGGUAUUAAAAAGUGAAAAAUGUGACUAUAAUAAUGCAUUGUACUUUACAUAGUUUUUUUCUCAGUGCUGAAGGAACUGCAACUGAAGUAACCAUUCCACGUCCAGAACUUCUUCAAGUAAUCGAGAUAUGUGAAGCAAUGAGACUAAAACUUCAAAGAAACCAGCAGGUGAGUUAUGACAACAUCAGGUUUAUAUUUGUAUAUUGUUAAUGAUUUUUUAAAUGUGUGAUUUCCUACCUUUCCCUCAUCCAGCUGGAAUUCCCCUACCUCUCUUCCUCCCUGAAGCUCCCUGUUGUUCUGGAGGGUUGCCUGACCCUCUGGAGCAGAUGAAGGGUGGUAUAGUACUACUACUACUACUACUACUACUAAUUAGUAAAGCGUGAGCUGUAAAAACACUCUUCUGCUCAUGCUCUCCAAUAACUGGUAUUCAAAGGCAGGCUGCCUCGUAACAGUGGAGGGAGGACAUAGCCAAUGUGGUUAGCAGCCACUGACAGCCUUACCCUCCGUAAAUUUGUCUUUUACCAUUUCAAGAUGCUUAAAAGGUUUUUAUAUUAUUUUACAUUAAGCAGUCUAUAAAUAAACAUUCUGUUUCCUUUACCUUGCCUUUUUUGCCAAACUAAAACAGCUGAAUGCUGAAAUUUUUUCUCUAGUUGCUUGAUCAUUUCAGUUACCCUUUACUGCAUUUCUGAGCAUGUAGCCCAUAAUCCAGCACACCUAUAGGGGAUUAUCUUGCAUAGUGUCCUUGCAAGCAAGGAAAUACAAAAAGAAAUCUAUUCAUUUUGUAGUGUCCUCUUUGUGGGCUUCCCAUAGGCAUCUGUUUGGACAUUGUGCCCAGACUACCAGACUAUGGUUUGAUCCAGAGGGCUGAAAAUUAGUUGGCAAAUAAAUAUUUUUGUUGGGUGGAUUGGGAUCAAUCACUAUCUCAUCCUAGGCUACUAUGGUUGUUUUGAGGAUGAAAUUGGAUAGCUCCCAUAUACACAGGUCCAAGAAACACUUUUGGUGUGGAACCUGUGGCUCUCUAGGAAUUGUUGGAUCACAACUCCCAUCAGCUCCAGCCAGCAUGGCCUAUGGUCAGGGAUGAUUGGAGCUGUAGCCAAUAAGAUUUGGAGAGUCAAAAGUUCCCAGCCACUGUCUUAAAGAAAGGGAUACAAAUGUGGUAAAGGAAAGAAAAAUGUAUUAAGAAUACAGAAGGAAAAAACCAGGAAAUAUUUUUAAUAUGAAUCUUAAUUAGCUAGCCUUAUGAAAUGGUUUUGGAGAGAGCCCAUUUUAGUUCCUUGCUUACAUUGUGCUUUUUCCUGUUAAAAGUUUUAUAGUUUAUCAUAGUACAACACAUAAACUUUAGCAUUUCUAGCCUGACAAAUUUUCAUUUCUCUGCUGUCAAUCAAGCAGGAACAACUGUUGUUGUUUUUAAAAAAGAAAAUAUAGAUUUCUUUCAGGAAACCCAACUCAGUUUACUCUUGUCCUAUACUGGAAAUCACUUUUUCAUAGUCUGUGUCAAAGUAAUUGAAUUCUUCAAGAAGCAGCAGGAAAUGCCUGGUGGUUCUUGUGUAGGUUAAUUUGGUGUAAUAUCACUUCUCGGUGUAUUAGAAUCUCUCAUAUCUCAAAUGCACCUCAAAAACUCAAUUAGAAAAAGAAAAUGGAGACUGUAGAUGUUAGUGAGCCUAUAGGAAAGGGUGAGAACUGAAAUAAAUUAAAUUCUAUAAUAUCAUUUUACAGAAGCCAGUCUUUCUUCAGAAGUGUGGGAUGGAAAAUGAUUAAGGUGAUACACAUUUUUAGCUUAUGUAUGCUCCAGACUAAUUAAGUGUAGGCUAGGAUAACUGUGCUUUGAAUGUUAAAUUUAGGUUUUUUUAAAAAAUGUAGCUAUACAUAAAAGAAGAGGCUAGAUUAUGGACUAAUUUGUAUAUAAUUGUUCUUGUGAUGUACAUAUACGUAGUUCCAUGUGCUGAGAAUCUGAGAGCAUCUUUAUCUUGGUUAUUAGACAGUUAUUCAAACCCGAGCUCAGAGGAACGUCUGGUGCAGAUGUAACAGAAUGUCAGCAACACAGGACGGGGGGGGGGGGACUGGUGCACAGAAUGCAGUAUUAGGAGUGAAAGCCUGUGGCUGGGUAGGUCUGAACAAGCAGAGAGCUUCUGAAGACUUCUUUCCUCUCCUCUCUUGACCCAAGUGGUCCAUGGAAAGAGGUGCAGGUGCAGUGCCAGUGGCAUAGCCACAGUUGCAACCUGAGGUGGGCAGUCUUGAAGGCAGCAACUGGAACCUCAUUUGGGUUCCAAAGAGUUAUGGUACUAGCUCGCAGGAGGGUAUGAAGAAUUAAGCAGGCAGUUUGUUCCUGUAUUGUGGGCAGGUGUCUGGGUGGGGUGCUGUUUAAAGAAUAAAAGUAAAAAAUCAGUUGGAUAAACCCAAACUCCUGGGCUGGCUGAAAGUACAUCUUUGGGUUUCACCUUCAUCUCCCAGCCUUUCUGCAGUUUUCCCCAACCCUCAUAACUGGCACUUGGCAAUAUCCUUGCUUUUCUGGGGUACAGAAAUCCUCUUGAUUUUUGUUGCAGUGAGCUCUGGUUAUCUUGCUUGUCACCCACAGCUGAACCUCUCUGAGACCUGUUCAUCCAUAUUGUAUUUUUCUCCUUUAUAGCAGCAUUUUUUACUGCUACUUCGCCUGAACUUUUAAAUCGGGUAUAGGCAUUUUCUACAUGCUGUUUUUAGUCACAGAAAUGUACAGGCAUUUUCAUUACUGAAGUUCUUAUUUUUCAUAAAAUCAAAGAACAAAAAAGUCAGCAUGGACAUCAGUGGACCUAGUGGGAAAAUGACAGUAGUAAAGAUGAUUAGCAGGUUACAAAUUAUCCUAAUAAGUUUUAAAGUAAAUGCCACUUUAUUAAAUGAGUUUACAAAGAAAAAGUACUACAAAAACACAGCAUGCCCUAUUUCCUAUCACAUAAUAGGGCUGAUAUCCAACAUUAGCCACGCUUAGAGUAAACCCAUUGAUACCAAUGGACUUAUGAUGUUAGUCUAUUUAUUUCAGUGGAUCUACAGAGAAUAUGACUCAGUUGGAAAUAUUAAGUUUGGAAAUACUCAAACCUACAAUGGUGUGUUUGGGUGGGGGAAAUUUUUAAUAAAAAUAAUAAUGAAGUGAUCAAAAUUGUUAGUUACAAAAAGUACACUUUGCCAUGAAUUUAGGAAGUUGAUCCAACCAUCUUUUAAAUCCUAUUUUAUUUUCUACAAUAAUAGUAUAUCAGAUAUAUUAUUUUGUCUUUCUUUCUCCCUUUGAAGCAGCAUGGCUGUUGCCAUGGUUACAGCUCUGACUUGACAAUGUGGUUGUCUUCAAGGUUUGAGUUUCACUUGCCCCGAUGCAUACUGGCUAGCAUAAUGACUGUCAUGCAGUCACAUAACAUCUAAUUCCAGUUCCGCAGGCAGAAGCAAAAUAAAACACAAUAGAAGCAUAUGUUCCACUUACAUUGGCCAGGUAAACACAGCUUGAGAAACCAAUGCUCCGUAUGCCUACCCACAGCAGCAACAGUCCCCACCCCACUAGGAAUAAGCACUUGGGCAGUGGAAGUUGGUGAUUUUUAUAUUUAAGAAGCAAUCCAACAGCUUUGGACUUGUUCAGGAACUUCUAACUAUAAAGGGCCAGACCAGAUGAUACCUAUUCCUGGAUCUAUUCCAUGCCCUCAUGAUGCUCCUGCCUUGCUUCUGAUAACCCCAGACAUGCACCCAAGGGUAUAGCAUUUGGUAGGACUUGUGUGCAGGCCUAUUUUAUGCAUUCAAUACUCCUUAUGCAUUGGCCAAUCUGUAGCGCGCCUCGGUCACAACCUUCUCUGGCUGCCAUUGGAGCUGGGCGAUAUAUUGGUAAAUUGUCCGAAACCAGUAUGGUAUUCAGGGUCGCGAUACCGGUUUCAGACAAUUUGAUCUAGAAAUACAUUGCACCAGCUCAAAUUGCAUGCAGGUGGCAAAGGGGGUAAGCAGGCAGGCAGGCAGGCAGGCAGGCACAAGGAGCCUGAGAAGAGAAGGUUCCAGGCGAGCACCGUCUCGGACUCCAUCCUGCCUGCCUGCACCUUUUUAGGAAGCCUCACCCCAUUCUUCUGGCUCCUGUGAGCUGGAGAGGCAUCAGGGCUUGCUCAGCUAAAUUGAGAUGAACUAAACUUUGGGAGGGUUUAGCUAUGAAAUACAAAAUCAAUGUAACUGUUUUAAAAAUUAUUUCCUACUGUCCCUCUUUUUCAGAUUUCUGAUCUGUCAAAACUUGCAUUGCCUUGGACUAUGGGAGGGAACCUUGUUACACAGCCAAUUACCCUUUUGGACGUCUGCUAUGGCAAAAUAGAAAAUUUAAAUCUGAGAUAUGUGGUAAGGACUUAAUGAAUUGAAAUACAAGGAAGAAUGCUUCAUUUCUUCCCUGACUUUUACUUUGACUGUCUUCUUUUAUUCCUUAAAAUAUUAAAAUUAAUUAGCAUUCGUAUGAAUCAUUUGCCCCUCUUACUUUCAGACUGGUUAAUGACUAAAAUCCCAUAUGAUUAAAAGUAUACUUGAGGGGAUAUUGAUUUCCAUCAAGGGAUGCUCAAUUAAAGGCAGAGCUAUUUGCCUUUACAGAAUAACAUUUUGACUAGAACAAAAAAAAAAGUGACUUAUGCUAGUAUAACUCUUUUUUACAUUAUUACUGUACAAGACAUAUCUAAGUGCAAAAGAAUACACAAAAAGAUAAUCUGCUUUUAGAUAUCCCAGUCAGAACCGUGUUGUGAUGUCAGCAUGAAUAUGCUGGAUACCACAUGACAGGAGGAGGGUAAGUUAGGCAUCUUGUUCAAGAGCAUUUCUCAGCGUAGCUCUGGGGCUGCAAGUGCGAUGAUAAACUUCUAUACUGGCUUGGCACCAAAUCAGUGUCUGUAUAUUGACAGUCUUUUGUUUUCUGAAUUAUUGCCACAGUGUUGCCUGAUAAGAUUUUUGUGUGCUCUUGUGUACAAUGGGAUGUUAAGUAUGAUGUGUUGGAUUCAACCAUAUUUGCCAUGCCAUAUUUCAUCAGCCACCACUGAGCAAUGGUUUCAUAAAGGAACACUACCACCACUGGCUGAGGACAAAGACAUGCUUGGCAGAAGUAUAAAUAAAGAACUGGUGCAAGUCAAAUCAGAAGAUGAGAAAAUAUUAAGAGACACAAAGUGACUCUUUUCUGCAUCCCUCUUAUUCUCCGCAGUGAAGACGUUCAGAAUUUUUGUAUCUCUAUACAGUGGUACCUCGGGUUACAUAUGCUUCAGGUUACAUACGCUUCAGCUUACAGACUCCGCUAACCCAGAAAUAGUACCUCGGGUUAAGAACUUUGCUUCAGGAUGAGAACAGAAAUCGUGCUCCGGCGGCCGGGCGGCAGCAGGAGGCCCCAUUAGCUGAAGUGGUGCCUCAGGUUAAGAACCGUUUCAGGUUAAGAAUGGACCUCCGGAACGAAUUAAGUACUUAACCCGAGGUACCACUGUAUAUUUUAUGUCUAAAUUUAAACAGGUUUUGGAAAUGUAUCUCUAGGUUGUGAAUACUGUUUAAUAGCAAAAUAAGAAAAACCUGGUGGAUGAGGUAGAAUCCUCCAUUUAAAUAUGGCAUGAGCUUGUUUGGAGGCAACACUAAACCAUAAUUUCAUGUUAUGCAGAUGUGUUUGCUUGAGUCUCAGGCUUUUACACACUCCCUCCUGGGUGACCAUGUGAAGGUUUCAAGCAUCUGCUUCCUGUUUAACGUCAACUAUGGUUUAACGAAACACUGGAAUAAUGAACUAUCAUUUCAUCCUGGCCUGUUUUAAGUAAACUGUAGUUUACAUUAACAAGAGUUUAUUCUCUAUGGGCAUAAUGAUAAAUCACAGGAAGUGGAUGCUUCCAAUCUCCACUCUGUGGCUGUUCCAGAGGGGAGAGGGAAGGGUGGAAUAUGCAAACUUGACAUUAUAAAUGAACUGGGCCAAAUGUAAGAUGUUUCGGGGAUCUGGUUUAACUUCAUGAUUCAAAGCAGGAAUACACGUUUGUGAACAGGAGAAGUAAAAAUUUAUUCAAAUUCGACAGAAAGCUCUGCUUUUGAGCUUGGUUUUUUUUUGGUGUGAACUUUCCAGAUAAUACCUGGCAUUCUAAGUUCUAGGGAGGCAAGGGUGGAAAUAAAAGUAUAUAUGAUGGCUGACAUGUAAAAGAAGAAAAGGGCAUUUCUAACCUCUGUUGCGUGUCAAGGGUGUGACCUUCUGAAUCGGGACUGAAACAAAUUGGCAAUGACAGCUCCUGAUUUUCACUGAUCUCACUUGAAAAACAUUGCAAAUUGUAUCUCGGCAGAAGUGGCUCUUGUGAUGAAUUAUUCAUGAAGCUAACUUCAUCACAUAGAACACCUGCUGAGAAGCGCUUGCAUUGCAUAUUAACAUACAUGUAUUAAGCUUUGCAAUUAAAGCCCCGGUAUCAGAACCCCGUUUGCUAUGACAGUUGUUAUAAUGCGCCCUGCUAAAGGCAAUGACAAAUACGGGUUUACAUUCUUGGAGCAUUUCAUAAUUUUAAUUGGUUCUGGGGAAAGGUCACCUUUCAGCAACACAAAGGGAGCUACAUUCAGUCUUUUUCCAAAGCAUAUCAAUAAUUCUCACACUUCCCCUUUCAUUUUAGUCUCCCUGUCCUGUAAAUCUGGCUGGUGCGUGGUACUUGCUUAAGUAGAACUCUGAAGAUAAUGUGCAGUCUUCAGACCAACAGUAGAAACUCAGUAAUAAUGAACACGUGUACUUGAAUUUAAAUCCUUUUAAUUUAAAUGGAACUUGUUUCCAUGUAAAUAUUAGGCUAUUUAGGUGCAUGCUGGAGUUACAGUCAAGAAGCAUAUGCAGUUCUUCAUUGUGGUCUCUGUGUAGCCCCUCAUAUGUAGUUCCAUGUGUGCACAUAAUGGAAUGAAACCUUCUCCAGCUCUCAGAAGGACAGAAGGUAGCAAAUGUUCUUAAAGAGGGAAAAUAUUUUCUCUAGCCUGAGUAAUUUCUUUUCCAUGUACAGUCGUGCCUAUUUUUCACGAUAAAUAUUACACACACUUCCCUUUUAUUGAGGUAAUGUGCUAAAAAGCAAAAAGCAAAUUCAUGCAGGCACUUGUGUAAAAAAUAAAACUUGCUUAAUUUCUCUAAUGAAGGCUGUAGUGAGAAUUGGCUGUUGGAAACAUUUGGCAUGAAAGAGCAGCUUUUAACAUGGAAACUCUUAGAUCUUUGUUUGAAAUCAUAUAGUGAGAAACUUCAAAAAAGAAGCCUUCAACUAGAGUGAAAUAUGCUCAAAUAGGUGAGCCAACACUAGAUGUUAUUUAGAAGCUCUUGAAAAACCUUUUGUGAUGCUAAUGAAAGCUGAUUUGAUUGGGUAACCUUUCCUACUUGUUCUUUGUAGAUCAAGUGUGGUUCUGCUUAUUAUGCUCCAUUGUUGCUUUUUUCUAUCAGUUGAAGGUUAAAUCUAUUUGCUCAUCCUUCUCCACUUAACCAGAGCUGGAACCCUGCGAAUGGAGACAUACUAAGUUAGAACUAUUUGGGAAGCACUUUGUUAAUAAAAUAGUAAUAAAGCACAAUGUUGAAUGAAGGAACUAGAAUAAAAUGCAGAGACUUCAGCAUCCUUUCCAACUCUAAAAUUCUAUGACGUAAGUGUUUCAGAGGACAGUGAGAUAAUUUCCAACAUUGCCUAGGUUUCUAGAAAGUACAGCCCCUCAUGCUUAGGGUGAGUCGCAGCAAUAAAAAAAAUCAAAGAUAUUAUUUAAAAUAUAAACUUCUAGAUUAUCCUGAUUCUAACUGGAAAUGAUUAAAUCAGGGGUGGUUGCUGUGGUGUCCACCCUCUAGAAGUUGCAGCAUUCCAGCUCUCAUCUGCCCCAUCCACCCUGCUAAAGGUAAGGGAUGAUGGGAGUUAUAGUCCCAACAGCAUAUUGAGGACACAACCUUGGCUACCCUUGGCUUAAACAAACAUGUUUCACACUGCUUUUGCAGAAUGCCUUGGUUCAUUUUCUUUAUUCAGCUACUAAAUCAUGCACUUUGUCAGAGAGCCUGGAGAUGGCUUCCAGGUGCUAUCUCAACCGCAAAACAUAACUUUAGCUGUAGCAAUGCAUAACAUACCAUCAGACCAUCAUCUGUUUUUGACUUUGAUGGACCUCAGGGAGGAAUGGAAUGUAUGCACACAUGUACAAUUUGGAAUUGAAGAUCAGUCAGCGAACCCUUUAGGUAGUGAGAAUUUUUUCUUUGUAGGCUUCUUAUUCUAACUUGCUGAGCCUAGCAAUUGAAUCAUAGAAGUGUAGAGUUGGAAGGGAAUCCAAGAGUCAUUUAGUCCAAUGCCCUGCAAUGCAAGGAUCUGUUGCCCAACACAGGGCUCGAACCCACAACCCUGAGAUCAAGUCUCAUGCUGUACUGACUGAGGAGAACAGGGGAGGAGGCAGCCUCUUAGCAGCCCUAUAUCUCAACCUCUAGACUGUAAAGCCAGGUGCACUCAGACAUGAACAUACUGAAAUCAGUAAUAUAGUGAGAACUUGGCUUCAGCCUCCAAGCAUCUAUAAAUACAACAGGUGUUUUCUUAAUACUUAUGUGCUUACUUGAAACUACAGGUGAAACUCAAAAAAGUAGAAUAUUGUGGAAAAGUUCAUUUAUUUCAGUAAUUCAACUUAAAAGGUGAAACUAAUAUACGAGAUAGACUCAUGACAUGCAAAGCGAGAUAUGUCAAGCCUUUAUUUGUUAUAAUUGUGAUGUUUAUGGCAUACAGCUGAUGAAAACCCCAAAUUAACAAACUCAGAAAAUUAGAAUAUUAAAUGAAAUCAGCAAAACAAGGGCUGCAAAUAGUGCAAUAUUGGACCUCUGAGAAGUAGAAGCAUGCACAUGUACUCAGGACUUGGUUUGCAUCAAUUACUGCCUCAAUACGGCGUGGCAUGGAUGCUAUCAGCCUGUGCACUGCUGAGGUGUUAUGGAAGACCAGGAUGCAUCAAUAGCAGCCAUCAGCUCUUCUGCAUUGCUCUUCUGCAUUGCUCUUCUGCAUUGCUCGGUCUCAUGUCUCUCAUCUUUCUCUUGGCAAUGCCCCGUAGAUUCUCUAUGGGGUUCAGGUCAGGCGGGUUUGCUGGCCAAUCAAACACAGUAAUCCCAUGUCCAUUGAACCAGGUUUUGGUACUUUUGGCAGUGUGGGCAGGUGACAAAGUCGUACUGGAAAAUGAAAUCAGCAUCCCCAUAAAGCUCGUCUGUGGAAGGAAGCAUGAAGUGCUCCAAAAUCUCCUGGUAGAUGGCUAGGUUGACCCUGGACUUGAUGAAGAUUUGGCUCCCCAAAUCUCUUUUCUGAUGAGAGCAGCUUUUGCAUCUCACUUGGAAACCAAGGACCCAGAGUCUGGAGGAAGAAUGGGGAGGCACAGAAUGCCAGAUGCUUGAAGUCCAAUGUGAAGUUUCCACAGUCUGUGUUGAUUUGGGGAGCCAUGUCAUCAGCUAGUGUUGGUCCACUGUGCUUCAUUAAGUCCAGGGUCAAUGCAGCCAUCUACCAAGAGAUUUUGGAGCACUUCAUACUUCCUUCCGCAGACAAGCUUUAUGGGGAUGCUGAUUUCAUUUUCCAGUAGGACUUUGUCACCUGCCCACACUGCUAAAAGUACCAAAACCUGGUUCAAUGCCCAUGGGAUUACUGUGCUUGAUUGGCCAGCAAACUCGCCUGACCUGAACCCCAUAGAGAAUCUACGGGGCAUUGCCAAGAGAAAGAUGAGAGACAUGAGACCGAGCAAUGCAGAAGAGCUGAAGGCUGCUAUUGAAGCUUCCUGGUCUUCCAUAACGCCUCAGCAGUGCCACAGGCUGAUAGCAUCCAUGCCACGCCGUAUUGAGGCAGUAAUUGAUGCAAAAGGGGCCCAAACCAAGUCCUGAGUACAUGUGCAUGCUUCUACUUCUCAGAGGUCCAAUAUUGCUCUAUUUGCAGUCCUUGUUUUGCUGAUUUCAUUUAAUAUUCUAAUUUUCUGAGAUUGUUAAUUUGGGGUUUUCAUCAGCUGUAUGCCAUAAACAUCACAAUUAUAACAAAUAAAGGCUUGACAUAUCUCGCUUUGCAUGUCAUGAGUCUAUCUCAUAUAUUAGUUUCACCUGUUAAGUUGAAUUACUGAAAUAAAUGAACUUUUCCACAAUAUACUAAUUUUUUGAGUUUCACCUGUACAAGGGCAGCUUGACAUAUCUGGAUAGGUAUGGUUGCAAGGUUUUUAGCUGAGGCAAUUAGAAUAAGAUCCACUAUUUGACUAUUGAUUCAAAACCUAAAAUGUAUGUUAGAUAAUUGACUUUUAUUUGUGUAUAUCGUAUUGUUGUUUUAUUGCUAUGGCCCGAUGGCAUGACGCAAAUAAAUAUUCAUUCAACAUCUGGAUAGGUUUCACUGUUCAUUUGGAAUGCACAAUCCUGCCUUGAGAAAGAAAAGCAUUCACUGAAAACCAUAGACAAUGGAAGGACACCAUGAAAAAUAUGAUCAUAUCAAGAAUAUUUAUGAAAAUCAAGGAUACUUGAGCAAAAUAAUAACAGAAGUGUCAGAUACUUAGUCUUCAAAUUAGUGUAAAGCUUAUAUAUACUGUAAUGCUUUCAAAAAUACUAAUAGUUUUUUUUAAAAAAAUACAGAAAUAUAGUACAAAGUACUCUUUAUCCAUUACAGAUUGCAAAGUCUGGAACAAUCUUUCCCUGUUGAGGUGUUUUCACAGAAGUUACUAAAUAACUGAGUGGUCUUUAAAUGGGACACCAUUGGUUGUCAAGUACUUGGAAUUUUAAAAGCAUUAGAGGACAGAAAAAAACUUAAAUUCAGAUAUCAGAUUGUGAUGUGCAAGCUGUGUACUGGAAAACCUCAAAGUUCCUUAGAGGGCUUAUCAGGGGUUCCUUAGUGAGGUUCCUUAGUGAGAAGGUCUUUAAUGACAGAUAAGCUUCCGUACUAGACAGCUUGCUUAUCACUGUAAUCAUCCACUAGGUAGUGUGGGAUGUGCUCUAGAAUGCAUGCUUAGUUUGCACCCAGUGACAGUGACCUGGUCAGUGUUACACAUGCACUGACCUCACACCCUAAGUAAGCUACAGGAUCAUAUGCAACACACAAAGGUUCCUCUGUUAGCUAUUGUGUUGACGAUCAGCUGUUGUGACUCAUUAGCUGUCCAGAAGUGAACAAAGAGUCUCUGCCUACAGUUCAAGUUUUGACUCUGCAUCUAAAAUUGAGCCUUCCUCACAUCUCUGACGCUUUCCCAUCAGCACACACUUCUUUUUGCUUCUAUUUCUUCUCGGAUCUGGGUAGCAGUUGCCAGGAGAGAAGGACUGAGGGCAGACAAAAGCUAGCUUUCAUCCUGCCUUCAUAUUUUCUGGAAAGAGCUGAGAUAAAAUGAGGUUUACAGUUGUGUUCAGGAAUUACUUUGAUUUCAGUGGAGCCAAUUUAUGUAUGACUUUACAGAACUUAAGCUUGAAUUUGUAUCUCUAAACUCAAUUGGUACUUAUAUGCAGUUCAGAGAUGAUGUGUCAGAGGGUUACCAAACCUAGCAUGUAAUUUGUUCUCUCCCUGUGAGUUUCUGUUGGUUGUUCUUCUGCUCAUGCAAAGAGAUAUGCUCGCUCACUUCCAGAGGGAUGGAAAAUUAUAUAUAGGCAACCUCAGGAUGUUUUAAAUGCUUUGUACUCUUAUCUGCAAGGGACUAGAGUAACUGGGAUGAGCUACUUUUUAAUUCUGUAGAACCUGAGGUUUUUACUGAUGCCUGGUUUCCCUUUGGAAGCAAAACGACUAUAACUACAUCCUUUCUGUUUGUAAGUGCGUGCACACACACACACCUGUGUGCAAAGUAUCCAUAAAUUAAAAACCUAUUUUUCAUUUGAAGUUGUUGCUUAUAUGAAGUAUAGAACAACAUCAGCUGCGAAAUGCAUAAUCAUGUGUAACUGUUAGAAGCAUCAGAUAAGUGCUGAAUGAAAAUGAAGUAUUCAAAGUUGUACAUAAAAGAUGAGAGAAACAGCUCAUAUUGUAGCAUUCAAGAUGCUGUGUGUAUUAUGAAGAAAUUUGCAUGAACACUUGCAUCCAAAUGUUUUUGUCUUGGCAAAUUCUUUUAAAUAUGUGAAUAUUCUCAGAAUGUAUACCAGUCUUAUUUGGGGGUGUUAUUUGGCAGUACAACUGCACAUUCUUCUUUAUCUUAGCAUUUAUACAUUUUAAUCUUUUUAUGCUAAUUGCUUCAAAAUGAGCGCUUGAUCUUAGCAAUGACUUCUUAGUCUAUACUAAAUGAAAACAUGCUGUUCAAUAAAUGGCAAAUACAGCUGGCUAAAGGUUUAAACAGGAAAAGGACACAGGAUUCUGUGGUAGGUAGAAGAUAAACAUUGGCUUGUUUAUGGUUUUCUAAUACUCUGUUUAGAAGUUUGAUUCCCCCACCCUCUCCAAAAAAUCCUUUUUACUACUCUAGCUCUGAGCUGUUCUUUUGGAAAAACAAUCAGCCCUGUUUGGAGGGUAGCUUUGAUCUCUGUUUUCUUAUUUGUUUUAAGAAGCUAGAAUUCUGGCAAUUUGUUGUGUUUCAUGCUUUGUCAGAUCAUGCCCCCUCAACACAUGUUUUCCACAGAUGGCUUGGAAGGGCGGGGGGGAACGGCAGUGGAAUGCCUGGGGUUUGACGUCUCCACUACAGUUCCCAAGUGAUUGUUUUGGAAAUGUCAGCCUACCCACUGUGGUGCCUUGCAGGUACCUAGCGAGGGCAUGUGCCCUUUCACCUGGCAUGCUUAACUUGUUUUUCUUUCCUCAAUGUUUACCAUUUCUCCUCGUAACCUUUCUUGUUUUCGCAGAGCACUCUUGAAGGAAAACUUAGCAAGCUGCGGAGACACCUGCUUGCCGUGAGGCAAAAUCUGGGUUUUGUUCUUGCCCCAGGACAGAUGUCCUCUGAGGCAGCUCAGCACAUCCUACCAACUGCUGUUUAUGCUCGGCUGAUAAAUCAUGCAACUCAGUGUCAGCAGUCUGUGGAGGAAUGUUGCAAUGAUUUGCUCACUUUGACGCUUCUGGUACCUUCAGCACCUUGGGUGAGUGUUGUGCUUGGCAGGCUGGAGAGGGAUUGUUUCAGAACAAUUUUAAAUGCUAGCCAAAAUGCUACGUUCUCCUUGUUAUGUAUAAUCAAGUUCUAGUCUGCCUCUGGCUCUUAAUCAUACUUCAUUCCUGUUUAUUCGAUGGAGGGGAAAAGUGUCGUCCCCUCCCCAUUCUUUUCAGGCAGAAAAUAAAAUACAUUUGUUGGUAUCUUGUAGUUAUCAUCAAUUCAUAAUAUUGCACGGGCAUCUUUUGCAGAUGUACCACUAUGUACAGAACUAUUUGAUGACAAGCAAAUGCGUCCAAAUAUAUUCUUCACUUAAACCUGUUCUUACUUGUGUACCGUGGGAGCCACUGCGGGAUUAUUCCUACUCACACCAGAGUCUUUCCAGAAAGUGGGACAAUGAAGUGUGAGCUUCUCAUAAUUCCUCAGUGAUGCAGGAAGGAGCUAGACUCCAUCAGAUUCCAUAUUGGCAGUAUGAUGUGGAAAGGGGUCUCUCUCUCAUAUUUGAUGUUGAACAAAGGAUCCCUGUCUGUAGAACAGGAGAACAGCUGCCAGUUAGAGAGUCAAUACCAAACAACCUACCAUUAGUUAAUGUUUUUUUACUGAACACAGAAAGUUAAACCAGCAUCAAAGAGAAUAAGCUGGUGCUCCACCUUUCCCCACAGCUGCUGCUAAAGUUCACCUAUAUUUCCUGUAUGAUUCCAGAUAGAGAGUCCUUCUGAUGUAGUGGUGCCCAUUUGUUUACUGCUGGAAUGCUAAAGCAGGAAAAUGAAAAUGCACAGAAAUGAAAUCAAUUUUUUGCCUCUGUCUUCACAGCAGAAGAUUUAGGGCAGACCCCUGUAUCUGAACUAACUUCCUUAGAAAGGGUGUCUGAGGAACUGAGGCAAAUAGUUGUGACAAGAGAUGAUGUUUCAGGCCUUAUUGACAAACUGAAAACUGACAAAUCACUUCCACCUGAGAGUUCUUAAAGAACUCAGAUGGCCAGAAAUUUCUCAUUUAACAAUACAGUGGUACCUCAGGUUACAGACGCUUCAGGUUACAUACGCUUCAGGUUACAGACUCCGCUAACCCAGAAAUAGUACCUCAGGUUAAGAACUUUGCUUCAGGAUGAGAACAGAAAUCGUGUGGCGGUGGUGAAAGGCCCCAUUAGCUGAAGUGGUACCUCAGGUUAAGAAUGGACCUCCAGAAUGAAUUAAGUUCUUAAGCCAAGGUACCACUGUAUGUAACUUGUUCCUAAGAUGAGCUGCCAUAAUGGCGGAUUGGAAAAUGGCCAAUAUAACACUAUUUUAUUUUUUUUAAAAAAUGGGAUCCAGAGGAGAACCAGGACAUUUACAGGCUGGUUAGCUUAAUGCCUCUUUUGGGUGAAAAAACGGUGGAAACAGUGGUUAAAGAUAUGAUUAUAAGGCAUAUAAAAGAACAGAGCUCUGCUGAAACAGAGCUACCACGCUUUCUACAAGGGUAGGUUUGGCCUCACCAAUCUUUUAGAGUUCUUUCAGAGGCAAUAAGCAUGUUGAUAGAGGAGAUCCAGUUGACAUUGCUUACAGAGACUUUCAAAAAACUUUGUUAAAAUUAUAAGAAGAGGCCUGCUGGAUCAGACCAAAGGCCCAUCUAGUUCAUUGGUGGCACAGGUGCCAACCAGAUGCCAUCAGAAGCCCGCAAGUGAGACCUGAGUGCAGCAGCCCUCUUGUUACCAGAACCCACCUGAUGAUUUCCAGUUCCAAGUUCCCCAAGCCCAUGUGCUUGGAUUUUUUCAAUUGUUUUUCAUUCUACUCCAUUGUCAGUGAUUGGAUUAGAUCUGCUCAGGGAUCCUCCUCCUUGCUGGGAAUUAGACACCAUUUUUAGGCUAAACAUUUUGAGAAGAUGAGGCACAGGUUGUGUCUUCUCAAUGAUAUCUGUGUUGCUGAAUGUGUGGCAGCAUAUUCAAAACUUGCUGUAGGCGAGAAUUCUGAAUGAAUAUACAGGAAAUUUUGAACAUCCUUACCUCGAUGCCUGCCUGCUGUGAUUUAUGGAAACAUAGAAACCUUUCUUAACAUUGUCAAAUUAUAUUUUUUUAGAAAAUGGUGUAUGAAUUGCAGAAAACUUUUUUUCAAAAACAAAAACAAAACAGCAGCAGCAAUCACCCCCGCCUCCACCCUCUGGCAACACCUCUAGAACGGUUUUGCGCUUCUAUCAAAGAGCAAACAUUGGAAUGGUCUCAACACUUCUAAAAACUCAAAUGUACAUCUAAACUGACAUAGUGCUUCCAACAGCUUCUUCCCUUGAAGGAAUGGGAAGCCAGUGAAAGGAGAAGCUUGAGCAGGAAAAAAAUAUGAAAUUUAAUUGUUUCACCUUUUUAUAGAGAGAUUGAUGGGAGGAGAAAGCCAAUUGUGGCUCAGGAAAAGGGGAUGAUAGGGAACUUUGAAGCCUGAGAAUUUUUCGGCAAGAUUCUCUUUGGUCCUCAAGCCAGUGAGACCAAAUGAGCAUAUUGGUAAGCAAUUUUCCUUUCCCCCACCAAGGCAAUAGAGUGUGACAUUAUAUUAGAUUAUUAUCUUUGGGCAUUGUUUAAAGUGUGUUAUAAUGCAGUCUAAUUAGCCAUGUGAUAAUUGGGUGCCUAACAAAUGAAGAAAACUAAAAAAAGGCUUUAAUAAUCUCAUUUGAAAUUAAUUUUCCCCAUUUAUCCUUACUUUAUCUUUAUUGUGGCUGAGGCUUUAUUAGCAACUUCAUAGCUAAGCUGCUAUUAUUUGCAUUUUAAGUAGAAUUAAAGUCACACUGUUUCUGUUUUUAAUUUGUUUUUUGUUUGAAUCUUAAAUAAUUAAGGCUGCAGUCCCAGAAGCCUUUACUUGAGAGUAAGCCCUCCAUUUAGUACAAUUGGGCCCACUCCCAAGUAGCCAUGGUUUGGAUUGUAUUACAGAUCUAAUAUCUUCCUUUAAGGAAAGAACAGAAAUGUCCCUUGGAUAUUAAAUAAUCACAGCAAAUUUGGAUUGACAAUGUAACCUACUUUAUUGUUUGCAAACACUAUGGAGGCCAUAUCCAGUAAGUUAUAAGUAAGCAAAUAAACAAUAAAUAGGAAGAGCAGUUACAGCCUUUUGCACAGACUUUAGAAACCACAAAUUGUCUAACCAUGGAAACUUGUAGCAAUAAUCUGUAGGCUCAAGACUCCAACACACCCAUGUAUCCAGAGUUAAAUGUGUAUAAGAAGACUGAUGGAAGCCGAGUUCUUUGCCCCCUCCUCCUCAAGGACCACCCUCCCCAAAUGCUCUACUGGGGUUAAGGGAGCCUACUCAAUGGGGUGGGUUGAGGGGGCCUUGAAAACUAGUCAGAGAAGCCUUUCGUGAGUUGAAAGCUUUGGAAAGGAGGAGAUGGGGAAGUAUAUGGGGGUGGUGUUUCUCUGUAUGCAGUUACUUUUUUGGUACAAGAUCAAUUUUAUAUUUCGUUUUUUGAAUAACCUUAACAUUAUUUUGAAAAAAAAGAUGCUUAUUAUUCUUUCAGAAGCAAAUAGCAUUAAGAAGCUUAUAUGAUACAUAAGUCUUGCCUGUCUUCUAUAUUAUAUAUAAUUUUGCUGGCGUUUAUUCUGAGGUUGUAUUUUGAAUCAGCUGACCUAGCAAAUAAAACGUAUUAAUGAAUAAUUAAGAGAGAUGCAGGCCUAAUUAUCUCUAAUUUGUUUUCUGAAUGCAAUAUCCGCCUUAUAUGAGAACACGAGCACCUAACCUCCUCUAGAGAGCUGCGAACAGAUAUUUAUGGUGUUAGUAAGCAAGGACAUUUAGUGCCUUAGGUUAGUGAGAUACUGGUAAGUGGGUGGCUAUGAUGAAUUAUUUAGUAGUCUCUUUAUGGCUUCUUCCAUGGAGAUGGAGACAAAAGGGGUUUCCUGAAGUCUCAUGAAUAAGCGUGUACACCAGGGAGUGCAAGAAUCAAAGGGAAAGGAAUUAGCACCUGACAGCUGAUGCUUUUGGCCACUAGUUUGAUGUGGAGAUUUAGCAAAAUUCCUUGAGUUCUAUUGGGUCUUCCAGGAAAUUCACCAGUUUGGCUAAAUUGUGCUAUAAAAUAUCUUUCCGUUAUGUAAUUCAUCUAUGGAAGCAAGCUGGCUAAGGAAAAUUAACUCAACUGUUAAUCAGAGAAUAUGAAUUUUGUAUUUUUAUUGCUGGAAUUUCUAGAAACAUUUGCAGUACCUCCUCUGCCUGGGUGUAUUAGAUGUCGAGUCUUAAAGGUCACAUGUGAGCAAGCAACAGAGAGAUUGUAAAUGACAUUUGUGGAUUGUGAGCAAAGAACUUUUACUCAGAGUAGACUCAUUGAAAUUAAUGGGCCUUAGGUACUUAUGGGCUUUUAAUUUCAACAGGUCUACUCUGAGUAAAACAUAGCUGACUACAACCCGUAUUAUAAAAAAUUGUACAUAACAAACACAUUUUAAAAUCUAGCUUCCCAGUUCUCAAAGGUGACACGUGCAGUUUGUGAAAGAAAUAAACUCUUUUUUUCUUUUUUCCCCUUUCUAAUAUUUACUUUUUUCAAAUCUGAAAGCAGAUUAUAAAUGGCAACUAACAAGCAUUUAUUUCUACAAUGAAGAUCCCCAGAAAAAGACUCUUAACCCCUAACACUUUCUGCUGUAUCACAUCUCAUUCUGUCGGCAUCUUAGAAAUUGUCAACCUGUCCAGUAUUUGUUGCAGACCCCUCCCCUACGGAUGAAUCUCUCAUUCAUUACAGUAAUUCAAACACACUAACAUUCUAAUGUCAAAUCCUAGGCUUUAAUUAGACAACUUUCAGCCUAGGUGGAAACUUUGGGCUCACAUGCCUGGACGGUUAAGUACAGUUGAAUUCAACUAUAGGAUGUGGCUCUCAUCUCUGCUUUCAGGCAGAGGGAGCCAGCAUUUGUCUACAGACAGCUUUUCCAGGUCAUGUGGCCAGCAUGACUACACCGCUUCUGGUGCAACAGGACACCCUGUUGGAAGCCAGAGUGGAUGGAAAUGCAGUUUACCUUUGCGCCAUAACAAUACCUAUUUAUCUACUUGCACUGGUAUGCUUUCGAACUGCUAGGUUGGCAGGAGCUGGGACAAAGCAAUGGGAGCUCAUCCUGUCAUGUGGAUUCGAACUGCUGACCUUGCGAUCAGCAAGCCCAAGAGGCUUGGUGGUUUAGACCAACACAACAGGCACUGCGGUGUGAAAGGAAUGUUAGAAAACAGAACAGACGUGCUAGCGCUAUAAUCAGGAAAACUAUCACAGUGUUCCCCAUGUCUGAAUGCACCCUGCGGAUAACUGAAUUGGGAUCUGCAAGCAUGCUUAAGCCUGUGAAACAAGAAAUGUUCUGGGAUUCAGUAAAUGAAGGGCUCUUUUUACAACAUGGAUUUUGGAACAGCAAGAAGCAAUGGCACUGUUGUUACCCGGAUCUCUAGCAAUUCUUCGGUUAAUGCUUCCUGAAGAAUUGCAGUCUCAACCUAAUGAAUAGAAUUCCUAUGUGCCAGCCAGUAUUUCUGGACACCUCCAGAGGCAAUUUUGCCUUAGAUGAUACAUGAAAGAAUUGUGUUUUCACUUUCAGGGAAGUAAUAUAUCAUGUGUAUCUAUCAAAAGCAGCAUGAGCAUUUUAACAUGAGAACUGUACCGUAAAAUAAUGUUCUAUCAAUCUCCCUCCCACCUGCAAGUUAUUACUGGGCUUAGCAUGGAUGCCGUUUCCAUGCAGUUUCCUCCUCCUUAUUGGCCUCAUGGGAGAAUGUUGGUUUUAGUUUACUCUACAAUCAGACAUAUAUAUGUUUUUUAAAUCUAUAGAAUAUAUAUAUUAGGUUUUUCCAAUAAAAACUAGGUUCAGAUGGUGCAAACAGAUUAGAAUGUGUAAUAUACUACUACAAGCAAUCGCCAUUCCCAGGAGUCCAAAAUAAGGAAUAUUUAAAGUGGAAGUUUCCCGAAAUAUACAUAUUUAAAUCCAAAUCACUGGGUUGUAACAAUUUCAAUGGGAAAAUGGUUAUAUUUGAUGGAUUUGUUUGAUUAUUCAGAAAAGAGCCUUAAAUAUGAUGGCUGAUCCUCAAGGUUGCUAACAGAAACCCAUGGUGCUAUUACCAAUUAAUAUCAGUUGUAUGUUCACCAGAUAACCUGUUGUAUUUGUUUUAAAAUCACACAGUUGUAAUGCACAUGUUCACACUGAUUGCUGUGAUCUAUUGUCAGAUUAGUAUUCCAGCUCAUUUUGUUUGAGCUCCAAUUUAGGCAUGAUCAAGCUGUGCUAAUACCAAUGCUACAAGCAUAUACCAAUGCUACAACAACAAAAGAAAUGGCAUGGUACUAUCUUAAUUGCUUUUCAUCUAGGUUAGAAGUGGUGAUUGACCAAUGAGAUUAUUUUUAACCAAAUAAAUGUCUUCUUUCAAUUGAUUAAAAUAUUAAUUUGUUUUUAGAAUUUCAUCAUUUGACUUUCUGUGAAAAAUUUGGCACAAUCUAAUAACCUUUUUAAAAAAGUGGCUAAAAUAAACCCAGCAAUCAGUUGAUAAUUUAAAAGACUGCAGUAUGUCCCAAAGCAAUUGAAAACCCCCAAGCUCCAUUGGUGAGUUGGUCUUGCAGGCCACUCAAAGUAGCAGAUUCCAUUGUUCCUGCUCUAUUAAUGUACAACAGAGUACUAGAUGAACAGUCAGGGUCAAAUAUUAGUAACAUUAAAUCUGAAUUUGUAGAGGAAGCAGAUCUCUAACUUCAAGUUCUCUUUGUCUCUCUCACUCUCAUGGGGUGUGUGUGUGUGUGUGUGUGUGUGUGUGUGUGUGUUAGAGCAGGCUGUUACCACCUACAUUAUCAGCUGGCAGAAGUGGUUGCUUGUCUGUGAUGUAGAUGCUACUUACUUUGGUCUGUAGAUGGCAGUAAGUUGCCACCGUAAUGGCUUCUACCGGUUUUCCUAUUUAACUGGUGAUUUAAAUGCUCUGACCGAUAAAACAUACAAAUUAAACCAACUCACACGGCCAGUGUCUUCCAAGAGACAAGUGUACUGGACUUGGAUACGGGAGGCCCCAAUUCAAAUUUCUGCUCAGCCUUCUUGGUGGCAAGUUACAGGCUGUGAUCUAUCUUUAUCUUUAUCUUUUUUUAAAAAAAAUAAUGGCAACACUGACUUUCUUCAAAAGGGUUUUCUAAGAUAAGAUCUAUUAAGCACUCUGAAGUUUUGUGGACGAGGAGCUCCUCUUAAGGGAAUAAGGAGAAGCGGUGCACAACCUCCCAGGUCACUGCUUUAAAAACCUGACUUUUCUAUAAAUAAUUUUCAACACUUCAACCAGCUACAUUUCAUGGUGUAUCUAUGUCAGAGCUUUCGACCACGUUUUAUGUUCUGUUGAAGUAGAGUUUCACUGUUAUCGCUUUGCUUCUUAUCUCAUCCCUGCACUUUGUUCCUCACUAUUCCGAGAGGUGCUUUUGUAAAGCACUGUACUCUAAUUUUAUCAAUUUUAAUAUGCUCCUGGAUCACAUGACAGCUAUAAGUGGGCUCACACUGCCAACCGGAAGCAUUUGGGUAAAAAGUAGAUUUGAUCAUUGCAUUCUGAGGAAGCACUACUCUGCAAGACCCAGACAGAAGGGAGAAGACAAGCCCCAAAUUGAACAUAGGAAGCUGCCCACCAUCUUAAUGACUCUUCUCUUUUCUGUCUUGGCAGAAAUACCGCCUAUAUUCCCCCCGCCUGAGAUCUCAAACUUUCAUCUGUUUAGCUGCAUUCCUGAGAAGCAGCAUUAUGAUGAAAAAUGAUGCCCAUUGCUUUUUCGUAUUGACUGAAAUGCCUUACCUGUAAGGGGAAACGUAGGACUUAACAUCUUCCAGUGAAUCCAUUGUGUUGGGUGUAGGAUGCAAAGCAUAAACUAGCAUUUAAUUUGUAUCAAGAAAAUGCACAGCAAGUCCUUGAAAGUUCAGGUAGAUCAUUGUUACCUAUUAGUGAAGUGUCUGUCAGGAUGAUGGACUGGGAGCCAAUGCCUGUUACCUUCUGCUUGCUGUUGGGUAUGACAAAAAGCAAAUUUCAACCUGGUUUUCUCAGGGAACAAUUGCUCUUGUUCCUCCCUUGUCCUGCACCAGUGGCAGGUGUCUCCUUAUCUGUAAACUGUCCCCUAGAGGGAAUUUAGGGAGAGCAAUAAUAUAAUUAUUAUUUAAAUGAGGAUGUCGUCAUCAGCGUCAUAAACUUUUAUUGCACUAACCAAAGGCCAUGGUAUCACACAUAAACAUCAACAGUCACUAUACAUACAGUAAAACCACAGUCAAAUCUACGAAAAUUCUUUGUUAUACUUUAUAAGUUACAAAGUCAUUGGCAUCGCUUAGCAGCCAUUUCACCCUCUUCCCUUUCUUUUCAAUCUUGUGAAGGGAAUCCUCAGCGUUCUACACACACACACACACACACACACACAGUGGCAACAGGUUCCACAGAUUCCAUAGGAGUCCUUUAGAUGCUAAGAUCUUGCUUGUUGUUCCACUGUUACACCUUGUUGAUGACUUCAAGAUUAGCAAUGUUUUGUGUUUAUUUUAAUAGGUUUGAUAAUAGUUAUUUUUUACGUCUCUUGGAUGCAUACUGUUGUUUAUCCAUAAUGCUGCUUGUAUAAAGAUGCCAAGAAGCGCUUGCUCAAUUUCACACAUGGGUAAUUGUGGAUUGUGAACGCAAUCCAUUACCCAAUUACUACAGCUAAAAUGGCAAAAGGAAAUGGAUUCAAAGGUGCUUUCGAUGUGUAUUUCGGAAAACGUAUUAUGCUGUUUCUUUCCCAUGCACUAGAAUCCAGUGCUGCGGGGGGGGGGGGGGAGUAAAGCUAAAUCUAAUAAUGUUCUUCUACUUGUGGCAAUAACUUGCACAAUCUCUUUCUCACACCUUCCUGCACCCCCCUUCUGCUUUUGAGAGUCCCCUGGUGGGGCAGGGGAGCAUCUCUGACAGUUUUCAAUUGGUGUCUUCUGUUAGUGGAAACACACCAAUUCGAUUCCUCCCCAUAUCCCUCAAUUUUCUCGCCAUCUAUACCCAGUUUAUUCUUUGCUCUUUUAUACUUUUACUCCCAAUUAUUACUUAACAUUCAGAUCCUUAUUGUCCAAGUUCCAUUGCAUUUGAUGCACACUCUUCAUGAGAGGCUAGUCAUGACUGGGGCUUUCUAUUUUUAUCACAGAGAUCAACAACAUUAAUCAAGUUGAAAAGAUUUAUAGUAAAUUAGUCUGUUCAUAGAGGUUUUGACCUCUGCUUCAUGGCACCUAAAUCCCCGGCUGAAAAUAUUUUCUCCACAGCCUGCUGUGUGGUUUCUCUUAUUAAUUGUACACUUUCAAAAUGUUUUGUAGCACUAAGUGUAGCCAUAAACUUCAAAUGAAGCAGAGAAGAAAUUCCAUCAUUCUGAACCUGACAGGGGAUUAUACCUUCUUUUGCUGUGUCUUUUAUUUUAACCUUGUGUGUGUAGCUUUCAAUAUAGAAAAAAAUUCCUAUGUUGAAGGCUAUGUGACAAUAGACAAUUGUGGGUUAUUGUUGUUUUGAAAGGUCUGUUUGAAUUAUAAUUUGGUAUUUAUUGGCAUACGAUUCUAAUUACUGCUUGAUUUCAGGUGAUAAGUCAAAUCUUAAAAUGUACCUCCCUAAGAAGCUUGCAAAACUGGUGUCGUGGUGUAUUGUCUACUACACAACUCAUCAUCAUUGAGCAUCGUUGUAAUUGGUGGAUGGUGACUAAAAUGCGAGCGACCUUGUGACAGAUGCUAUUUACUCUGUUGCCUUCUCUAUUGUUCUUGAUGUGCUUUUGGUGUCACUGCUAGGGAAGCACAGGAUCUGAUCAAGCUACCCUGCUGUAACCUCUAGCAUAGUGACAACCAUCUUAACCAUGUUACAGGAUCAUGUGUAAAUUAAGUGGUUUUCAGCUUCAUCAGCAUGAAGCAAGAUGGAAGAGUACCAUCAUCACACAUGCUGCAGCUAUGGUAAAAUCGCCUAGCAGUUAAAUUUACGCUUUGAGGGUUUUCUGUUGAUACCUGUGAUUGGGGGCAGAAAUUGAAUGGCUCCUUUAAACUAUCCUUGGGUAAAGUGCUCCUUUUACUACUACUCCCCCCCCCCAAUGUUUUUCAGGAAAUCCUGGAGAAUUCCUUGAGCCAGGAGUUCACUGUGGAGAAUGUGCUUGCGACGCUUCCAGCCUUCCCCAAGGGUGCCCCUCAGCAACGUGCUAAAAGGGCAGCAGAAGCCCUGGUAAAGGCUCAAAAUUAUUCCAGGCAAAUGGCAAUGCAACAGGUGAGGAAAUGGGGGAGUUUAUUUCAGUUUAACAUCCUCUCCCUCCGCCCUUCUUUUUAACAGAUUUGACCUACUUUGCAGUCACUGGUCAAUUUUCCCCUUGUACAAACCUUAUCGCACAGCUAAUGUAUAAAGGUUAGAAUUCUUUUGUUGAGUGGCUGUGCAGGCAUUAGUCUCACUUCCUGCUGGCAAGGCCACUUUUUUGUGGGUUUGUACAAUAGGAGCUUAUGAAUGCUUCUAUUCAUGGCCAGCUCCUGAGGCACACAGAAAAAUAGGCAGCCAUUCCUUUAAAACAGAAACUUAAAUACGAUUUGGAGGUUUUCUCGUUCUUUCUUCCCACUUCAGGAACCAAAGAGCUGUAUUAAAACAAGCAGGAAGGAGCUUGAAAACUUCCAUGGAACAAAAGGCAAAAGUUCACAAGGAAGUAUCUUAUGUUUCCCAACGUGAAGACAAUUCCUGUUCUUACAUAUAUAUAUUUCAGAAAACUUAGCUUAACAUGUCAAGUUCUGCUAAAUCAUAAUAGGCUAAUAACAGUGUUUCUUUCCCAGGAACUUAAGAAAGCGUUUAUGUAGAAGUUUGUUAGGAGGUCAAAUGUUUUCUUUAAAAUUUCCCAUUUUCCAAGUGAUGGAUCUCCAGUUAUGAUUUUGCCCUUUCACAUGUUCUAUUCUGAUUUUUAAAUGCUGCUCAAGCUAGAAUUUAGACUUCUCAAUCUAGAACUUAUCCCUUUGGGUCUCUACCAGAUGUCUGACAAUUUAGUGGACCUCUUUGAGGCAGGGAUCUAUUAGUGGGUCUUCUUUGAUUGUCUGGCUUAAGGCUGCUCCAGAUCAUUAGUGGGAAUCUAUCCAAUAUACAGGCUACAAUCCAAAAGACUAACAUGCACAUAUUGCAGGAGCUGUGUGGGCAGCCUGAGCUUUGGCUGAUUCUGUUGUACUUCAUUCUGCUGAAGAGACAAGCUGCUUGUCUCUUUAGCAGCAGGAUCUGCUGUGGUAAUGCUAGCAAACAAAGCUCCAGCAAUAAGUAUACUUCUCCAAUCUGUGUAUCAUGCCUUUAAAUCAUAGCCAUUCAUUUUUUUUUCUUUGACAAGUGAAGCUUUAAUUAAGUAUGAAUCAUGCAGUGCUGACUUUUCUUUUGGGGUGUGUAUGUGUGAAAGGAAGUUCUACAAACUGCGUUCUGGUUCCAUGUCAGAAAGAAAUGUUACACUCUAGCUGAUGGAAGCAUUUAAACACUUGAGUGUGAGAGACCAUUCUUUUUUUAAAAAAAUUGGGAAGGCUCUUAAUUUUUUAAUUUGAUUUUUAAUUUUAAUUAGAUUUUCAUAACAUAAUUUCAGACUUCAAAUUUGUUAUACAUUUCUCUUAUACUCUGACAUCCCACAGCCAAUCAGAAGCUGUGCUUUGGUUUCCAAACAUUUUAGAAGUCAAAUGGCCUUCCGGAAUGGAUUCCAUUCGACUUCCAAGGCAUGACUGCAUUCCUCUGUUACAUCACACAUCUAAUAUAUAUUCCUCUAGUUCAUAUAUUAUCCUUUCUUCCCAUUGCUCACAUUUCAAAUCCUGCCCACGAUUUCAUUUGGUUGUUAUAUAUUUUUUCAAAUAAGCCAAAAAUUCCACUCUUCCAUAAAUUGUUCAUCAUGUUGAUCUCUUAUUCUUGCCGUUAGCUCUGCAUAGCCCAUUGAUUUUAGGAGCUAUUCUUCUUUGUUGGACUUCUUUCUUCUUUCCAGUUUUGUGCAUGGGAAGGCUUGUUCUUAAUGGCAUAAGUAGAUCAAGGAGUUCCAGUCCUCUCUAUUUAAGUUAAUUAAGGUUAGUAGUCUUCAUUUGUGUUGAACAGGGAGAACCAUAAGCCAAUUUUAGAGCUCAUGCUAUGUAAGAAAGGUCUUAAGUUCAGUCCUUGGCAUUUCCAGAUAAAAGAGUAGGAUUGAGAAGAAUCUCUGCCUGACAACCUGGAAAACUACUUCCUGUCUCGGGAGAAACAGUUACUGAGGUAGAUAGAACAGAGCUCUGACUUGGUAUAAGGCAACUCCUUGUAGUAUUCAAGGAAGACAAGUUUUGAUUAAUAGGGAUGCCAUAUUUCUUUGAGUAUAGGAAGAAAGCAGGGUAGGAACAUUUAAAACUAUGCUGAAGUAGCUGGAGUCUCAUAAAGCAUUAGCUUGUCAGACCUUGCCUGAACACGUCGAGUCAUUGGCUUGUUACUUAGUUAACCUUUGUAAUACUACAACAGCUUCUAAUAAUUUAAUUUGCACAUCACAUUUACUUUUUCUGUUACUCUCUACAUUCUACACAAAGAUUCAAUAAUUCCCAUCCUACACAAGAUGAACUGAGGCCAAGAGUGACCAAAAAUGCAGCAGGUCCAUAACUAGAGAGAGAACUUUGGACAAAGCACCCACAAUUUUAAACCCAGCUCUCUAGCCACUGAGUUGCCUGAGAGCAUUAAGCUGCAGUUAUUACAGCACUAUGUAAUAACUGGAAAGAUUUAAUGUAAGUGACAGCUAGCUGGACCCAAAGAACUCUGAGUGGAAGAACAAGAGAAGAACAAGAGCUUACACAGUGUUAUGGAGGGUAGGUUCUACUGCUUAUCGUUAGCUUCUGCUUGUGCAAGAGGUUGCUCAAGUAGACCAUCUUCUGGUUUAAUUUCAUUUCUGCCCCCGCAACACUAUAGUGAGACAUAAACAGCCAGAGUCUACUGAGAAGAAGACACCUGGUGGAGCAGUAUCUUUAAGGGCUAGCCUGCUCUCUUGGGAUUUCUAGCAGAACCGCCAAUCUGCUGCUCUUUGUUCAUUUUCAAUCAGCUCAUCUUGGAACAAUUUGAUCUUGUGCCUGGGAAAGUACAUUAGGUCACUAAGAUGAUCUGGCAGCUAGCUCAGAACUUCUUGCUACAGAUGGCCAAAAAUCUUGGAAGUUAAAAUUAUCUAAGGCCCAUUUCAUAAUAUUUAUGUUUCUGUGGGCUAUUGGAUUCCCUCGGGGGGCAAGGAAGUGACCAUUUAAUGAGUUUCCUCAAAAAUAUGCCUUUGUUGUACUUCACUUAUCUCCUGCUACUUGAUGUUGCAGUACUAGUGUAAAGGUAGCAAACCACAUAAAAAGUAAAACAUUCAUAUUUUCCCAGUACAUUCAUUAUCUGGGGGGCAAGGACUUUGUUAAUCUUGUGCCUUGUGCAUCAUGAAAAGCAUUAUCAGGGAAAACAUGGCCAAAGAUUAAUGCAUGAAAAAAUGUCAUGCAAUAAUUUGUACUUUAAAAAAGUAUAAAUUUGUUUUUGUUGUAGUUCUUGGCUCUCUUUCCCCUCAGCUGUACAAACUGGAGCAUGAAACGGGGAAGUGUUGCAAAGAUUAUUUCUUAGAAUAGAAACAGAUUCUUGCUGCAUAAGCCUGUUUUGCAACCUGUAAAGCAGUCUAUAAAGGGUGCCAUUUAAAAACUUCAUAUAAAUGUUGUAUUUGCUGAUUAUUUUUUUUUACUAGAAAAAUACUCAAAACUUAUUUCUAUAUUUCAUUAUUUUUGUUGUUUUUUUAACAAUAUUGUAAUGUUUGAGGAUCAGAGACAUUUGUCAAAGGUACAACUAACUCUUUUAAGAGUUUGAUUACUAUCACUGCCUACUAGCUCAUGAGAUAGUCACCCUAGAGGAUAUACUUCUGUGAUGUGGCUACAGGAAAUGAGAGAAGGUGACUGUGGGUAUCUCCAAAACAUACCUAGCAGUUCAGAGACAUGUCCUUUGUCUGAAGGAAGAGUACUGGGCAGUUGGCAAGUAGGGUGGUUUGUUGGGAAGAUUAGUAGUAAAUUGCCCUUUCCCUUGGUGUCCUCCACAUUCUCAAUAAGGAACUUCAAACGGUAUGGAUGGUUUUUUGACAGUUCCUCUCUUUACUUUCUUAAUAGUGGACUCUCUGCAUUUGCCCCUUCCUUGGGCUGGGAGACUAAAUCUCAUCUGCACAAUUCAUAAUGUAUAUUUUUCAUUGUGGACAUUUUGUGCUAUAGGGAAAAAAAAUUCCCAGCAAUGUGUGUUUGGCAUAUACGUGUAGGAAUUGAGUCUUUGAUGUCUCUACCAAUUUUCCCACUCAAUUUCAUUGAUUGUGCUGUUCAGAAACAGUCACAGCCAUCAGGUGUGCUUUGCACGGUCAAACACAGUAUGCGGUGCUUACACUUCACAGAAUAGAAAUUCCCAGCCUGUUGUGGCAAUGUGGUCUCGUUAAUCAGUGUCCUUACUAUUCAAGGUUUCUAUAACAGGUGGACAUUCAACAGGUGGUUCUGCAUUGGCAAAAACAUCAGAAAAUGAAAAUAAAAAGUCUGCAUUUGUGUGUGUGUGUGUGUGUGUGUGUGUGUGUGCAUGAGAGAGAGAGAGAGAGAGAAGGAAUUGGGAGUGUUGCAUAGCCCAAGACCUUUCCCUCAUCCUGCUACAGUUUUCUUCACUUUUGGUUGCAUUCUGUAAAACUCCAAAUUUCCUCAGGACUGCAAAUACUUAACCUACCUCCAGUGGAGACACAAGAGCUGAAUUCUGUGCAAGCUAUCAGCAUGUCAAAGCCUGCAAGCUGGGCAGCGAUUUCCUGUCCCACUCCACCCCCAAUUGCUUUCAACCGGCCUUUGCAGCUGUGCGGUUGACAUCAGCUUGAUCUGCAGUUAUCCGCUAUAAAGCUUUCCAUUGUAUGUGCAUUAAUGUUGCCCACCUGCUAAGUGAAUCAGAUCAAGACACUUAAAGCUACUAGGCAGGGAGACAGAGCAGAGGAUGGUUAGUUGGGAGGAGAACAUGCUGUGGAACCACCAGUAAAAGCUGUUUGACUGCUUUUAUUUUCCUUUCUAGUAGGACUCCUUUUCUAUAGCACAGCAGUAUUAGAAAGCACAGCAAAUGGCUGAAGCCAUGGUUUAUUAUUUCAGAUGUCAUAUCAACCGCAAUUGGCACAAGUUCAAACCAGGACUGAAACCAUGCUUCUACAUUCUGGUUUGCUAGUCAGCCACCAAUGGUGUUUGUCAGGUAGAUGCCAAGAAAGAAGAAUGGUUAAGGUUUGCAUGGGUUCAUGUGACAUCUCAUGACAUCUGAUUGAGCCAAUAUGCAUUAGGCUCAUUGAUGCCUAAUAUUGCAUUUUGUUUAUUUCCCCCCUCCUAGAUACUUGCUUUGCAAGCUGAACUUAACUUCCACAGAAAUUUGUAUAAUCUUCAAGUUAAGUACACCGAAGCUGUCUUUGAUGGGAUAAAGCAAGCAUACCACACAUUUCAAGAUAAUGUUGCCAUGGUUCUAUGUUCACCAUUACAAGGUAAAUACAUGUCUGUAAUAGCAGCUUAAACAAAAACAAUUUCAAAAUACUGACAGGCAUGAAAUACAAAUGUUUAGUGUUUCAAACACCUGAAAACAACUCAAAUGCAAGAUUUCUCUCUCUCUUGCCGCUUCAUACUUUUAAUACAAGUCUCCAGGGAGCAAUUGAUAAUUUUCCACUUUCUCUUGUAGAUGUUUUUUCUUCUUAUACAAAACUUAAAGCAGAAGCUUCAGAGGCAGCUUUGAGAGACUUCCUCACUGCUUUUAGGAACAAUGCAGAACAAAUCCAAUAUGCAGUUGAAACUUUGGCUCCACCAGUGAAUCAGCAGCACGAAGGUAAGAACCUUACUUGUACAAUUUGGAUUGGUAAAGGAUGCACUUGAUAGGCUUGUCUUGGUGUCUUGUCUCUUUUUUUAAAAAAAGGCAUGGGAAGAGAGCCACUCUUAGAUAUCUUGCAUCACUGAUUUAUCCUUAAUUUUCAGCAUUAGGUCAAAUAGAAAAUAGCUGAUCUAGUACAUUCAACCUAGUUCAAGACUUGAGCAGUAAUGAGGAGAUUUUGUAAAAAAAAUAAAAUAAAAAUGAAGUUCCUCCUUUGGUUGGUUCCUGAUUUUUAUCUUUUACUCCAAUGAAUGUAUCUUAUAUGGUGUGUUUGAAUGUGAAUGUAUAGUUUAUUAUGUUGUGAAUCAGUAUCUUCCAAGUUAAAGUAUCAGCACAGUUUGGAAAUUGUAAGGCUCACCUUGACUCAGGUGUUAUUGGACUAUAACUCCCAUAAUCCCAUACCAUGUUUGCUGAUGAGUUGGAAGUGUCCAACAACAUCUGGAGGGCCACAGAUUCCCCAUCUUUGUUGCAAGGGAUAUCCAGUAUCCCGCCAAUGGAAGCUCAAAUUUCGCACAUGCCAGAAGCACAUUUGGGGCUUUAUUUGAUAAUGAAAGGCAUCUAUAACCUGUUGAUUUUCUAAUAGCUGAGAGGGCUCUCUAGUAAUGUUCUAGCUUGCCAUUUUUUUCUAGGUUCAUGAUAAAUAGCACAUUGAGAAGAUACAGUUGAUCACUGAAAUGCAUUAAAUACUAUGUUAUCACAAACAGUUUCAAAUCAACUGCUUAUUUAUGCCUUACUAUUGUUUAGGUUGAAUGAAUGGUGCAGUAUAGCUCCCUACCUUCUUUUAAUUUACCCUUAAGGUGAUGAGGCCUUGUCAGAGUUUGGAAAAGAGUUCUUCCUGUCUUUGGAACGUUCCCUCAAAGUCUGUGGAGAGCAACGGGAUAAGGCAGCCAGUGAAAUGGAAACCUUGCAAACGGAACUGGACCAGGCCUUCGAAACUCUUCGGAAUUUAAGGGACCAAAAAGCGAAGAAAGCGGGAGCCAGCCAGCGUUUUCCAAAGCAGGAAGAUGACAGAGCAGAUGGACUAGAAGAAAGGGGCUUGAAUGUACUUCCAAAACACAAGCCUAAGCCUGAACCAACAUCCACAUUUCCUGUAGACAGGCAUAGCCUCUCGCUAAAACAUGCUUCUGUUACAGAGAGGGAAUCUGUCAACCCAUCUUCCAAGCAGAAAAUGGAAAGCUCUGAUGGUUUGAAUGUUCAGCAGAAGGGGAAGCUCCUACACCGGAGCAAGAGUAUGAAAAACACGGAAAGGCCACCAUGGCAAAGUUAGACAUAGCUCUUUGGGCCUGACAGCCUUAGCUUUGUCAACGACUCUUAACUGAAUUCUGUGGGAGUGAAGUUGUGACUAUGUGGUGUAUCCGUGGGAUGUAAGCUUAUUUUCCUCCGGGAGUUGAUUUUAUACUCUUUAGUGGCUCCUGAGAGCCAUUUUAUACAUGUCAAAUUUCAUUCCCUAGAACUGUUUCCUGUUUAGAAAACGGAAAACAUUCGGCCUGUUGAAGCAACUUCCACAUAAUGUUAAAAGACAUGGGAACAUGCUGAAAAAUCACAUAUCUUUGAAGAGACUGAAUGUCAAAGCUGGAAUGUGUGCAUAGAGAGAAGACGAAUGCCAUUGGGUGCAUCACAACUCUAAAAUUAAUUCUGCACCUCUUCUGGCACUUUUUGCAGUGCUUUAUAACCUAAGAAGUGUACUUAUCCCUGACUGUCAUUGGGUCAGGGCUUUAUAUGUAUGCAAGACAAUGUAAGCUAGAUAAUGGCCUUGAAGGUAAUCGAAUGCACAUCAAUACCCCUCUUUUUCCCUCACUUCCCUUCUUGUGGUGCAGGCACAUGUAACAGAUGGAGAAUAGCACUGUGGGACUUCCAUGAGCUAAAUAAUCAGGACAUUUGGUUUUCAGAUAUCAGUGCAGAGGGUGUCUUAGGGAAAGACAUUUACUGGUUUUUUAUUUUUGAUGGUUCCCUAUUAGUUCUGAAGCAAUAACCCAGGUAGUUGCUAAGCAGAUGUACCCCAAGCAUCCACUGGAAUUUAAUGGAAGAGACUUUGAACCUAUCUCACCUCGAUUUUACAUUGUCCUUUUCCUACACAGAUGCUUUGGCUUGAAAGCAAUCCUUGAAGCAGGCUUGUGAUUUGUGGCAUUCCACAAAGCCAAGUCUGGUUCUCCGUAAAUGGUCUCCGCUAUCUGAGAAACUUGAUUGUUCUCCUUGGCUUGCUACCCUUGCUAAAAGCAAUCCUCUGGGCCUCAUGCUUACGAGGCUAAUAAAGCUGCUCAAAACGAUAGCAUGAGGAUCAAGGACAGCAUUCAAAAUGUUUAUGACUUGUGAAUGGUUUUGACGACCCCCUUUUUUUGUUUGAGAAUGAUGCAAAAUAUUAUGCUCUGUAGUAUUUUUUAAAUUGUAUUUAAAUUAUAUUUUAUUCCCCCCCCCCCGAAAUCAACUAUCAGUUGAAAUGCCGAAGAUGAAAAGUUUCUUUGUUCUCGUUAAUAAAUGACAGAAAUAGAAUGCAACCUUUGUUUUGUUGUUCAACCAGGUUCAGUGGUGGAAUGAUUUUUUCCUGUCUCCUUCAUUUUCUAAGAGUAUCUCUUAUAGAUGCUUCCAAAUGUAUAAGGACUAAAAUAAGCAUGUGUCAAUUUGCUUGUGACUCUUUCCACGGUCCUUCUAAGGUAAGUGGCCUUGAUAGCUACAGAAGUCUCUUAAAGAGAGUCAAUAUGAAUUUCCAAGUAUUAUUAAGUUAGUGCUCAUCAAAUCCUUAGGUUUUUAAAUUAUCAUAGUUAUUCUCAUAUUUAAUAAUGAAAAUGUUCAAAGUGAUUCACAUAAAUAAGAACGCUUACCUUAAAAUCCCAGAAAAUAGGCAAGAGUUAAUACUUAUUUUAAUAUUUAAGAAUAUUAAAUCAGAGCAUGGUUCUCUAAAAGCAACAAUAAAAACUACUAUGAAAGUCUGAGAAUAAAAACAAUUUAACCUUCUGUCAAAGUGAUUGAGAAGGUGUUAUUCUGCAAAGGUGGUACCACCAUUGGAAAUACCCUCUUUCCAGCUGCUACCCACCUAACAUCUGCCAGUGUAGGCAGACAGAGGAUGGCACCUGAUACAGAUCUUUAAAUUUUGCACAGGUUCAUAUGGAAGAAGGCCGUCUUUCUGGUAACCAAGCUGUUUAGGGCUUUAAAGUCCCAAAGCAUUAAAAGAAAUAAUCUUUGUAUAUCACAUACUCAUUUGGGUCAGGGGGUUAAUAAAUGAUUGAUAAUGAUAAGACUUCUGUUGACCAAAAAGACCAUUUGGAUUACUUUGGAAGACUUCAUGUCGCCCUAUUUGAUCCAGAACUGUGAUCACAUUCCCCAAGCCCAUUUACUGAAAUAGAAUAGCUGUACUACAUGCAGUGACAGGAGAGUAAUGUUCUGAUGGACAUGCCAGGAUAAAAUCCAUAUCAUGCAAGGAAAAUGAAUAGUUUACCAUCUCAGUGUAACCAUUUUAUAAAUGAAGAAAGAGCAGAUCUUGAACUAAUCUUUCUUUCUUUCUUUCUUUCUUUCUUUCUUUCUUUCUUUCUUUCUUUCUCUCUCUCUCUCUCGGGGGCAGGGAGGAGAGAGAGAAAGAAAGAAAGAAAGAAAGAAAGAAAGAAAGAAAGAAAGAAAGAAAGAAAGCAAAGACAAAGCGCAAGUAGAGGGAGAAAAAUUUUCCUUCCUCUUUUGGAAGCGCGAUCUUUCCCUUCAUCCUUUUGUCGUGCUUGUCUCCAAAGGCACCAGAUGUAGCAGAUUGAUCAGCAGGAUGGAUACCAGCAGCACAAGUGACAGCAUGAUUGGUUGCCUAUUCCUUUUUAAGGUGAUCUUGGCCUUGCUCACAAGCAGUUAUGGGGCUGAAAUUCAUUAGUAUGUUUGAAGGAGACUCUUCUGUCAGCUUGCUGGGAGGGGAGAAUGGAGUCCCACUGCCAGCAGCUCUUGCUUCAUUUCAAAAAAUAUAUAUUUGAUCUCCUAAAUUCUGCUGGUUUUCCGUGCAUAAUUUAUGAGACUCGUUUAUUCUGCGCUUUCACAUGUAAAUAGCCAUCCACCCACUGUGUCCUCUGAAUUGCAUUUUAAUUACGUUAGGCUUGUGGUUCCCCCCUGAUUUUUAAACUAGCAUGUGAUACAUGUUCACAUGGAAAUUAAUGAUUUUAACUACUCAUGACUAAAACUAUAGUUGCUGUAAUAUUAUUGGGUAUUUUAAGCAAGGAGGAGGAAAAGUAGUUUCAAAAAGAAAGAAAAGAGAUGCUAGUUUGCCGAUUGCAAAGUCAUUUUAUGUAAUAUUACAAAUCAUUGAGAUUUAAUUAAUCUGUAUAUUGGAAACAUGUGUUUGGACUCCCAACAUUUAGUUUAUAAUAACCUUAACAUAAUUAAUUUUCAAAGCGUGCAAACGACUUUCUUUGAAAAUGAUCUGCAGCAUCCAUAUUAAUAAUAAAACAAACCAUGCUUUGCUAUUGAAUUAGGCAUUUCCUUUGAAGUGAGUCCAGAGAAACAAUAUGCCGUCCUCAGUCAUGUUAAUUCUCUGAUGCAAGGCUUAUGGAAAUAUAGUGCAAUUAGCUACAUGCUAACAACCACCUUGCUGCACUUCCCAAAAUACCAUUUCAUGAAAGGCUCACCCAGAAGUCUGGAGCAGUACAUUUCACUAGUGUGGCGGUCCUGUUUUGCAAAUUAGUUGGCAUUGUAACUAUGGACCCUUUGCUUUUUCCUAGUCUUAUCCCAUUAUCUAUAGGGCUUCAGAGCGGACUAGUAUAAACAGAAUUCAAUAUUUUGAAGCAUUUAGAGGGGCCAUGAUGGUUUUCUUUGUGACAAAGCACUUGCGUCUUGGUAGAAGUAAUAUAAUAUACCAUAUUUUUUGCUCUAUAGGACUCACUUUUUCCCUCCUAAAAAGUAAGGGGAAAUGUGUGUGCGUCUUAUGGAGUGAAUGCAGGCUGCGCAGCUAUCCCAGAAGCCAGAACAGCAAGAGGGAUCGCUGCUUUCGCUGCGCAGCAAUCCCUCUUGCUGUUCUGGCUUCUAGGAUUCAGAAUAUUUUUUUUCUUGUUUUCCUCCUCCAAAAGCUAGGUGCGUCUUGUGAUCUGGUGCGUCUUAUAGAGCGAAAAAUAUGGUAUAUAUGGCACUGCCCCCAGUUCAGAUAAUGAUGACUCUGUACAUCCUUACCAUCCCAGGGAUACUGAGAUUCAGCGGCUGAGCAUCUCUUGGCCCUCACUUUAGAAUAUCUAGCUGCCUUCUCUUGGCCAAGGCCUUUGCUCUGGGAGCAGAGCACAGCUGUGCGUUCUGAGGGCAAGGUCUUUAACCUCAUGUGAAUGGCCUGCGACAUCACGUUGUACUUUAGGCAGCUCUGCCAAACAUCAAGAUGGAGAAGAGUUAAGCAACAGCCUUUUCUGAAAGAGAUAACAGAACCAGUUUAAGCCAGCUAUGCCUCUCUGAAGGAAUAACCCAAACAUCACGAACCUCCUUCUUGCUCCUUUCACACAAAGAAGCUUCCAGAACCCUCUUGAAUUAAGUAGAAUAGGAGAGAUCUCUGCACAUCAGGUCAAUACUUUCUGUACUAAGAAAUGCAAACUGACACACUCCCCCCCCCAUUUAUUAGGUGCAGGAAGUAUUGAUAUGCAAAAUACCUAUAGAAAAACUUUGCAUGUGCACCUUCCUUCUACAAAAAUAAAUCCUAGCCUUGUGUUGCUAGACCUGCAAUUCACCAGCAGAAAAUAGAGUUACCAUCUGCUUCUAUGACUAGCAGAAAGACAUCCUGACUCCUAUAAAAAAACAACUCAACCUUCUUAAACUAAAUGUAGCCCUUCACAUUAUAAAACAAAACGCUACCUAUGGAACCUGACACAGUCAGGAAAAAAAACACAGGCUUUUAUGAUUGUAGUUUAUAACUUGUGGCCUUGUUCAGAGAAAACUUGGUGGGUUACAGUAGGGUAAGCAAGAAAGGAAUGUGUGGCUGUUAUGCAGAAGUACUAGAGUAAAAAUUCUUAAGUGACCACUAGAAUCCGGGGCAUAAUCAUGUUAUUCUUUGUCUAUAGCACCACAGAGCUCAUCAUAGAGCUCUUGUACUAUUUUUCUCUCAUUUCCCUCAUGACAAUUACCCAUUUGCUGGUUUAAAGGGAAAGACAAAGUCAGUUGGCUUCAUUGUCCCAGAGAUUAGUCAAUACUGCUGGCCGCUAGGCUCCAUUGCCUCUCUCAUAUUUUCCCAAUAUUGAGUAGCUGCUACAACUCCACAUUUAUGCUGAGCCCUGCAGUGGCAUGCCAUGAACUCAGGUGGGUUUGGGUGUCUCCUGGUAGAGAAUCAGGAGUUGGCUGGAAGCAGAUUGCUAUUAGAGAGAACCCAUAGGCUGAAAUUGGAAAUAGAAUCAUUGGUCAAGACUCAUGUGUGUGCAUCUCCAUUCCAUUAAUAAAAAUGACUGUAAUUUUGUGAUCAGAAUUAUCCUUAUUUUACCACUGAUUUAUCUGAGCCAAGAUUAGUUAGGUCUGCAUAAUACAAAUUCAAUACAGAGCUGUAUGUGCUUGAUUACAUGCUAAUGAUGUGUAAAGAAGUUCCUCUCUCAAUUAUAUUUUCUAAUUAUUUCCUUCUAUCAGUUUAUCUACUACCAGAACUUCUAUCAAAGUCUCUCUUCCCCUCGUUCUAACACAUUCUCCUUCCACUUUGAAUAUAACAUUCCUCUCAGUUGUAUAACUAUAGAAAUUUCUAAUUUACUGUUGAUUUAACAACUCUACAAUGCCUUUAUGCUACUCCCUUCAACAUUUCAAAUAUGUAAUCUCAAUGGUCUUUACACCAGUACUGAGCCUAAUAUAAUUUUCUGCCAUUAUCUGAGUAUAUUCUGAAAAUUUUUACUGGAGACUUCCCAGUUUAUAUCAGCUUCUACAUUCUCUCAGAUCUAAUGACAUUAUAUUGCCCUCUUCCUCUACAGUGGUUCACUAUUGUUUUCCACAUCUACUUUAAGCUCACAUCCCUUACAUUUCAAGGUUUGCUAUAUCUUAAUGCCUUCAUUGUCUAUACCUAUGGAUGUGAAUGUUUCUCAAGGAGGUAUGCCUUAUUGGCCCUUGUUAAAACCACCUGAAUGCAUGAAGGCUAUAUUCAGAUUAAAUUCUUUCAUUACAUAUCCAUUCCCUGAACCACCAUCUUUAAAACGUUGCUAAUAAAUCCUCCUGACAUAAAAACCAGUUGCAUUUGAAGCUGAUUUGGGGUUAAAGGUUGUCACGUUACAGUAGUUCAAGGCGGUUGGUAAUGCAGCCCUCGACUACUAUAUUUUCUGCAAGCUUAGUAGGACACCCUUUUCUCAAGCACUUUUCGAACUUAGCUGAAAGGUCCCUAUGAACAUCUUCCAUUAGCCAUGAUUUACAGGUGCCCUUGUACCCCACAGCAGCAAGUUCAGUAAGUUUAUUCCAGAAUUUGAUAGCUUGGAUAAAGAUAACAAAAGAAAACAGCUGCUGUCAGCUUGUAAGAAAUAUAUUCCUUCUCAGCUAAGACCCAGUUUCAGCUAGAAAAAACCAUUAUUAUUUUUUGGCAAUGUUUUAUUCCCAUAAAAUAAAAAAGGUAAUGACAGGCACAUAGUGAACCAAGUCGUGAAUGUGUUGUGGUGAUAUGUGGUGUGUAUUAGAUCAAAAUAUGAAACCUUAGUGUUACAGAAUUAUAAAGCUGAAAAGGUCCACCAAGUCAUGGAAACCAAUCCCAUGUCCUCCACACCAGUUCUCUGCAGUUUAGACCACAUCAUUCACUUCACUGGGAGAAAGAAAGAACAAUGAAAGUGCACCAUGUCAGUGUACCUGGAUGCACAGUUACCACCAUGAGAAAAUGAGGCAAACCACUCAUUAUAGAGCAAAGUCGAUAUAAAACCAAAAUGGCUGAUGGGGGAGGAUGUUAGGUAUAAUACAUGGGAUUUCUUGUCCAUAAUGUAUACAGUUUGGCUAGAAGUGCAGUACAGCAAUGGGAUAGUAUCAGCAUCAACUGUGAGAGUUACUGUAGGCCAGGAUUCUUUGGUAGUAAGAAAUCAUUUUGCUUAUUUGAUUGGUUGGAAAGCCAUCUCAAGUAGAACAUGCAUGACAUUCUAGACAAGGAAUGCAUUUUUUUCUUUUCAGAAAGCCACUGUCUGAAUCAACAAGAAGUGAACACGAGAUGCAGAUGGGUCCCUAAAGUCAUUAAUUGAGCAAUAGUAGGUUGUGCAUCACUUUAUUAAAAUAUAGCGGCUCUUAAAAAAUUGUUCAUUAAUUUACUCAUCGUAUUUAGGAGCAGUGACAUGUCUGUCAGCUGAGAUUUCUUUAAGUUGACAGUUCUCAGGUGCUCCCCAUAGAUCGGCCUUCGUGGUUGGAUUUUUAAAUGGACUUAAUUAAUUCCACCCUAUUAUGAGAAAAACAGAGAAAGGAUCUCUUGUGGGAUAAUUCUUGACCUCGGGCAACAGUGGAAGAAUGCAACUUUUUGUACAAUCAUAUCAAAUAAAUAUAGUGUGAAAUUUC
This is a messenger RNA of Podarcis lilfordi (Lilford's wall lizard), 53031 nucleotides long. The record is from the annotation of a GenBank genome assembly. Lineage: Eukaryota; Metazoa; Chordata; Lepidosauria; Squamata; Lacertidae.